Pelobates cultripes (western spadefoot toad) is the source of this 56373-nucleotide messenger RNA. The record is from the annotation of a GenBank genome assembly. Lineage: Eukaryota; Metazoa; Chordata; Amphibia; Anura; Pelobatidae.
AUCACUGGUAACAUAACAGCAUCCUUUGUCUGUGAUUGACUGAUGUAGCAGACAAUGCACUUGCUCAUAUGAGUGUAGUUUUGAUUUGCUUGCCACACAUUCCCAAAUCACCCCCUCUUCUCCUUCUAUCCUACCCUUGCUUCAUGCUGGUAAGUGUGUCACUGUAAGCAGUGACAACCCAUCUACUGCUUCUUUAGAGAUGAGAACUUACACACAAAGAGAGCAGACUAGGGAGAUUCUAUACAGGCAGAUCCCAUUCCCAUAUGAAAACAGCAAGUCUCUGACCUGUCACUGGCUUCUUGCUUCCCCCUUACACUGAACAGCUGGACUUCAAGACCUGCUUUAUUGUUUGUUUUUCCCUCUUUGCUGGUAAGUGACUUUUGCAUGUCUUUGUUUUCUUCUUAAUUUAUCCAAAUGCAGACAUUGCAAAGAACUGGGAGCUGGGGGUGCACUUAAAUCUAUUUAUUGUCCUUUCAUUUCUAUGCACCUGUCAUGAGAAAUAAGUGAUCAAUGCUUGCUUUUAAAAGCAUGAGAGGUAAUGAAUUGUGUAAAGCAUGCUGAUACAGUAUUGUAUGUGUCUGAUAUUAAUAUUUUAACUGUUAAAAGUCACCCAUUCAUUAACUGUUUAUGUACUUUGCUUGCUUGUGAGUGCCAAGUAUAUGGUCACACAUGGUCCCACAAAUGUAAGGGAGAUACAUUGGUACAUUGUUUCAUAACAUUCAUUAUAAAGUGAGUAUUUCUAGGUUAAUAUUAGAUUUAGUAUAGGAAAACUCUCAUAAUGGAUUUAAUGAUAUUUAUUUAUUAAAUAGUGAAUUUUACUAAACUGAAAAUUUAAUGGCAAAAUGUAUUCAAACCUAGCCAGGCUGUGACUGUUACUGAUGGGGUAAGUGUUUUCAAUUUGUACUUUUUCCUUGAAUGUAAAACAUUUCUGUUUAGAAUGCAGUACAUUCUGGUGUUUAGUAAUACACCCUGAUGGAUUAGUGAUGGUAUUAACUUAUGGCAUUCUGUUGGUUAGAAUUCCAGUUGCUGUGGACAACCUUACCAUGCCCAUGGUGGGUAGGAAAAUAUCAUGCAAACUGAGUCUACAGCACCUGGAGGGGGUAAACAAUGUGUGACCCUCCACUUAAAUUAUCAUCACCCUCCAAAGAUGAGGUUUUGAAUAGUCCUGUAUCUAUUUUUGACUAUUUAGCAUGGUGAUACACAAAUAGUAAUGAUAAUAGUAAUAAAAAUAAAUAAUAAUAAUAAGUAUCAGAUGUUGUUUGCCGCUGGCCACUGUAAAUAGCUACCCUACAUUGUGCUAAUUCUUGCUGCUAUUCAUUUCUCAUGUUCUUUGCACAGCUGUUGGGUAUUUUCCAUGUGAGAAUGAUGGGAAUUGUAGUCAAACAGAGCUAUAGAUUCCAGGAGUGCUAUGUAAUGGUCUAAUUCUCCAUUCUCCUGUAAUAUCCAGAAUGGGAUCUUGGAUGGGGCUUCCUGGUGUGCACAGACAUGCUGGGACAGUUGAGAUCACAGGGAGGUGAAAAGCCUCAGCUCUUCUUUGGUAAUUGACUUCACAUUACUUCUCCUUGAAAAGACAUUAUUGACUGAGUAUUGUAGCUGUAAAGCUUUUCUGUGAGUGCCCGGCUAAUGGGAGAGUAAAAGCGUUUUGGGAGAAGGUUUGCAUGCUUUUUUUUUGCUUUUUUUAGACAGUAAAUAAAUAUAGAAGAGGCUUUGAUGUGUCCCUCUCGGAUGCAGCAGCUGCUAUCAAGUCUUCAUAUUGUUCUUAGCAUUUGGACAGUUCCAACCAAUUACACAGAUCAGCACCCCUGAGAGCAUACAGGUCACCUCUUUUGGUCCUGAUGAAAUAGCUGCAUUACCUCACACAGAGUGUCUCUAAUCUACUCUAUCUCUUAUUUUACAGGGCAAAAGUUCCAAUGACUAAUGUGUAACAUCACGGGUCUAUGGUUCCAAUGUAAGUAUGAAUCCAUUCAUUCCAGAAAAACACAAUUAAUGGUCAAUAUUUACUGAAUACAUCUACAUCUACCUACCUACCUACCUACCUAUCUAUCUAUACUACAUCUGCCUACCUGUCUAACUGCCCACCUGUUUGUAUCUAUCUAUCUGUCUGUCUAUCUAUCUAUGUCUGUCUGUCUAUCUAUCUUAUAUCAAUCUAUCUAUUAUCUCUAUCUAUCUAUCUAUCUGUCUGUCUGUUUGUUUGUCUGUCUAUCUUACGUCAAUCAAUCUAUUUAUUAUCUCUAUCUAUCUAUCUUUCUAUAUAUAUUUUAUCAACCAAUCUAUCUAUUAUCUAUCUAUCUUUCUAUUAAUCUAUCUAUCUAUCUGUCUGACUGUCUAUCUGUCCAUCCUUCUAUUUAUUUAUCUGUCUAUCCAUUUGUAUCACUGGCAUUAUACAAUAAAACCCUAGUGUCAUCCUAAUAUCAGGGUAGGUUUAGUUAUCCCAUUUCAAAUCAAGUCUUCAAAUCUUUCUUUUUUUCUGCCCAUUGUUGUCUAAUCGUGAUGCUCAUGUGAUCCCUGGUUAGGGAGAGAGUCUGAAAGAUUGAUAGGUAGACAGGGAAUGAGGAACAGAAAUAUCUGAGUAAACACAUAUAUCACAACACAAAGCCAAUGUCAUUCAUGAUUUAUUUAUACUAGAUGUACAGUUAGACAUGAAUGAUAAAACAUACACAUUCUGAGCAGUGCUGACCUUUAUUCAAAAAUACCAACAAUUCACUUACACGUGUUAUGUCAACAUUUCAGACUUUUGUAUUUUCUAUAUUUAAAGGAGUAUUUGUACUUUUUAUAUAUAACGAAGAAUAUAUACAAUAUCAUUACAGAUAUUAACGUGAUUUCCUUUUAAAAUACCUUCUAAAUAAAUAAAUAAAUAUCCAAUCAAACGUCUAUAUGGCAUGGAUGGAUGGAUGUAUGGGUGGAUGGAUGGUUGGAUGAAUGGAUGGAUGUAUGGGUGGAUGGGUGGGUGGAUGUAUGGGUGGAUGGGUGGGUGGAUGUAUGGGUGGAUGGGUGGGUGGAUGGUUGGAUGAAUGGAUGGAUGUAUGGGUGGAUGGGUGGGUGGAUGUAUGGGUGGAUGGGUGGGUGGAUGUAUGGGUGGAUGGGUGGAUAGAUAGAUAGAUAGAUAGAUAGAUAGAUAGAUAGAUAGAUAGAUAGAUAGAUAGAUAGAUAGAUAGAUAGAUAGAUAGAUGCUACGGAUAUUACAGAAUAAAUGAGUAUACACUAACAGUUGCAUUAAUGGACAGAUAACACUGACCGAUAAGGGAUGUUUUGCCAUCUGAGAUUAGUGAGUCCCAGACAGAAGCUAUUCCACUGAUUUCAUUAAAAUGGAGGCAUGUGUCAGUAAAGAAUGCACCCCCCAGAUUGCACAGAGGUGCUGCGCAGUGCAAUAUUACCCAUUUAUUACAGAUUAUAUCACCAUCCAUCCAGAACACAAUUCUAAAACAUGAUCUGUCAAUUAAAAAAGCAGGCACAUCAGGUCAUAUAUAUAGUAUUGGCAAACCAGAGUGAGAGAGUGAUUGCCAAGCUCUAUAAAAUGAAAGGGACAUUAUAGGUACCCUGACCAAUCAUCUCAAUAACAUGGUCUGGGUGCCAUGUCCCUCUAGGUUUAACUCUGCGAGUCAAAACAUUGUCAUUAUUUGGGAAUGGCAAUAUUUUCAUUGUAAGGUUUAAGUUUCUCUAGUGGCUAAAAUUCAGACAGCCACUAGAGGCGCUUACUCCAAAAUAGCCGACUAAAACUAUUUCAAUCUGAUUGGCGUGGAGCAGUGUUUUGCUGUGAAUGCACGUUAGCCUAUCAAAACAUUGGAUUGACUGAGAACACCAAGAUUGAUGAUCUCAGCCCAGAAGUUAGGGCCCUCUGCGGAUAGAACAGCGCAGCGCUGGUAAAAAGAAAAAGCGCAGUGUGGGAUAAAAGGCAAGUGAAUUACUUUUUUAAACGAUGACUAGAGCACUAUGGGGUAAAAAUGCACAUUUGUAUUCCUGACGCUUUAGUGUUACUUUAAUUACAAAAGUAAAUUAUAGGUCUGUUUUUAAACUAUCAAUUAUGCUCUGGUCGCAAAAUUAAGGUAAAAGUAGAAAAUUUUAUCAACAACGUAAUUGGAUUUUUUUUUCAAGUUUUAAGUCACUGCAAUUAAUUGAUUCUAACAAUAUAUAUUUUUACUAAAGCAGAAAUAAUUCCAUAGUUAUUUGCCUUCCAGUACGUCUCCACAGUGUUCAGAGCAAUAAAGAGUUAACAGGCAGUGUGACUCUCCACUCAGGUUCAUCUGCUCUGUUUUCCAUUUUCAGAAUAUGACCUUCCUAAUAAGAAGGAGAAUUGUUGGGGCCUUCACACAUGCCUUCCGGACGAGGAAAACUCAUUCCCUUUCAAAUCCAUUAAUGCAUCUUGCAUGUGUUUGAAUGUUACCCAGCUGUGUAUUAAUUUCAUUUCUGUUCCUGACAAUCCUCAGGCAAGAAUAAGAAUAUGUGAUGCAGCAUGGGAUCAUCUUUAUAAUAAUAUUUGCCAAAGAAUAAUUUAAUUUAAUGAUCUGUUACAAAAAUAUACAUAAUAAUCGUUUACUUCUCAAUGCCACUAGUAAAAACACUAUUUUAUCAACCUUUUGAGAGCCAGAGGUGUUUCUAAAACAUUAUAAAUAUCCAGAUAUAAGCAGGGCUGAAUUUUUCGUCAUUAAAUGAGUGUCAUUCUAUUUACUCUUAAUAAAGAGUCUUUAAUGUGACAGCGCACUUCGUAAUUACAUUUUAAAAGAGUAUUUUUUAUCUUAACAUAUAACUAUAAAAUUAAUAUUUUGUAACCAGACUAUAAAUUGCUAAUAAUCAUAAAUAUUCUGCUUGAGACACAGUUAAUUGUUGCCAAACUACUUCGUUUUCCAGCUGAGCUAAAACUGAUUAACGAUUUCCUUUUUGGGAUUUUAUAUCCAGUAUCUCAAGAGUGCCCUCUACUGGCCCAAAUGGCACAAUAAUUUAAAAGCCACUUUUAUAUAUAUAAAAAUAAAUAAUAAUGUGAAAGCAAUGAUAGAACUGUUCAUAAGGUUGAUAUUCUGGCUUUUUAAAUUGUCAUGAUGCUCUGAAAGUUCGACUUUUUGCCCUUAAAUUUGAAAUUCACUUUAAAUUCACCUUGAACUCUCAGUUUAGUAAGUAGCUCUUUUAAUUUUAGCGUUAACUGAGAGAUGUUAUUGAAGGAAAACAACUGGAUCAUUUUUUUUUAAUUUUAAGAAAAGGGCAGUGUAGGGCAAAAGUUUAUUUUUUCAAACAUCAGUGCAUUGUGGUGAAUUUAUUUAAUGAAUAAUUAAAAAAAAACACUAAAAUAUAAAUAAAAAUGAAUAAAUAAAUAAAAUUAUUAAAUAAAUAAAUGUCAAAAUUUAGCCAAAAACUGCAGAUGGAAAUAAAUUUCCCAACUCCCCUAUUGACACAGUUUAACUAUUGUAGCCUUAAUUUAGCAAUUCAGGUUUUUAUUUUUUUAUUUUUUUAUUUUAUUUUAUAUUGGUUUUUAUUAAUUUAUUUAUUUUUAAAGUCAGCCAUUCUGAAAUUUUAUUUUAAAAAAAUGUAGGGACACUGCAAAAAUCCCCAAAAGUAGGACAUAAAUAGAUGGACUUACACAUUUUAUUUUUUUUACUGUGAACAAAGUAUUCAUGGGCUAAAUGUAUCUCGUAAAUGACUGUGUGAAAGUAGACCUCAGUAAGCCCACCUCCACUGUGAGUGCAUCAGUGAACGCUAACACAGCUAGCUGUGUGAAGCAGACAUGGGGGAUGGGCAGUGUAUAUACUGAAGUAUCUGAAGGCAUUCAAGUGAAUUGGAUGGCACUUCACACUUCGUGAUAACAAAGUUCCAUGUUCUUCUUCACUGCCUUUCAGCAUGAAUGGUGGCUUAUUGUAGCAUGUUCUAUCCUUCUUUACUCAACAGAUGCAUAGAAUGUUUACAGUGUGCUAUGGAUAUUCUAACAUGCAGGUUGAAAGAACAAAUAUGAAAUGUCCCACUGUUUUGUUACAUAUCACAUUGUGUGUGGGUGGGCAGCUCCACAUUGUCUCCUUCCGCAAAAUUGUCACCAUAUUUACUCGGGAACAAUCUAAAAGACAUCACGUGGCUCUAAAAUCCUACAUAAUGUUAUAAUACUUUAUUUGUUAAGGACGCACAUAGGAGAGGCCAUGUGUAACUCUAACACAAAUUAAGGGGGAGUAACGGGCUCAACAAAUUAGUGGGGUAAGAAAAAAGACAAUAAUAAAAACAGUUUUGUUAGUAGAUGAGGUCAGGUUAAUGUAGAUAACGUGAUCUUAUUUUUUUUAUUUAUUUUUUAUCGAAUAUUAUAUAGGGAUAUUAUUUAUUGUUAACUGUAAUAACUUUAAUAAUAAUCCCUAAUUGAAACAAUUAAUAACAAGAACAUAAAAAAGGUUUUAUAGAGAUCUGAGUCUGCAAUAUUUCCUGUAACAAUGUUUUUUUUGGGUGGGGGAGGAUUUUUUUAUUAUGUCUGCUGGAUCAUAUAGGUACAGGCUUUCACUUGGUGCUAAUCUUUCUUACAGGAGGUUUUUCACUAAAGUGAGAAUGGUCACGAGUGAAUCCAAUGUUUUUAUUUACCUAUUUUUUACCUUCAAUUCGCUUUGUAUUCACUUUGAAAUUCUGACAAUCCUCACUGUUGUGAAGAACCUUAUAGUCUGAGCUCAUUUAAUCAUCAGUGACUCAGAACAGGCACAUGUAAAAUCAAAUAGGAUGUGGUGACUAUCAUGACUGUCCUUGCCGGAUUUAGGACUAUUGGCAAGUAUGAUUACACAUACAACACUAAAUCUCUCUCACACAUAUACACAGUCACCAAAGCAUUCCUGAGCCAUCCACCAGUGUAACAUCUUCCUCUUCUGUGUGACAACAAAGCUUCAAGAAAUUAGUAUGAGUAAGGGGAGAGGAGUGAGUGGGGUGAGGAGGAUGGGAAGUGUUAGACAACAGGGUUAUUCCCACCAGGAUAAGGAAGAUGUAACAUGUAUAGCAUUAUAUUGUUCCAGUUAUCACCCAACGGGAAGCUGGUUCCUAUUGGCUGGACAUAUCUGUAGAAAACUACUUUUCAAGUCUAGAAUUUUUCUGAUUUCCAUCAGAUCCCAAACAUCCACUGAUUUCAUAGUGAGAGUUCGAACAGCGAAAGAGAAACAGUCAAUUUGGAACUGACUGUGAAGAAUAAAAAGUACUUUGUCUGUAGUAUCUUUCCUCCGUUAGUUUUCUGCUCUUCGAUGCUCGAACCAAAUUAUUUUAUAACAUGAAAAUAGGAUUCUGCAGUGUUCAAUCACAAAUGAUUACGGCUUCCUGUUUGGGGACUCAGAUCUCCGUAGUGCCUCUAUCCUAAUCCACUCUUUUCUAGGAACUCGAAAUAUUUAUAGUGUAAAAAGGUUUUUAUCUGACAGUUUUCCAGCAUGCAGUAAGGCCCUGAUCAUAGUUGUGACACAGUAUCUACUUCAUUUUAGCUCUAAAGUUUUUUAAAAUGGUGACAUUUACAGGAAAGGUGAUGCCCAAAGUGCCGUCUAAAGGGAUGUUGUAUGACGAGAACUGAAUAGGCUCCGUGAGUACUGAUAAAGGAUGAAGGGUUAUUGAACAGUUGGCAGCAAUAGGGAAGAUACAUUUCCACGUAAUGUGUCACUCAGGCAAACUUUCAGUUUAGUUUCCAGGAUCGAGAGACUUUGCUUAGUGGGCGAAGUGGUACUUUUUUGGUCCUCAGCGGUAGAUAAGCUCAUAUAUGCCAUCCUUGGGUAUUUGGAUCCUCUGCAUGGACUAAAUGGUAGAAGGGCCUUAAAUAUCUCUUCUAAUGUAAGAAAGGAUCUAAGACAGGGGCAGGCAACCUUUGGCACUACAGAUGUUUCGGACUACAUCUUCCAUAAUGCUCUUACACACGUAAUUCUGGCAAAGCAUCAAGGGAGAUGUGGAGUGCAGAUGGUUGCCCACCUCCACUCUAGGGUAUUACCAGACCCUGAACCAAAUUAACUGAAAUAAAAUAAAUUCUAUCAACAAACAUAAAGAAGUAAUGAAAUGGCGCAACGACUCACUCCCCUCCACCAUCACUGGAGUUCUUCUGAUGCAGCCGUUUCCAGCAUAUACUGACAUUUCCCUCAAAAAGUGAUUUUUGGAGUUCCUUACCUUCAAUACAGCAUAAUAAUGAGAACUGCUGGUAUAUGCGGUCAGUUAGUGAUGUAAGUUAUGGUCUUUUCAAUCCAAUACAUGUAUCCAAGAUGGCCACCAUAAUUACAUCAGUGCUUCAACUUCUAGGGAUUUAUUAUCCAGAAGACGAAUAUGAAGUCGUUUUCAGAUGGAAUUCUGAUGGGACUGAUGGCAAUGACACCAACUCUUCAGCUGUCUCUAACUCUAUGGACAGUGAACAGACCAGCAGACUUUAAUUUCUUAUCAAGAGAUGACAUUGUCCAAUAUUCUCUGAAGUAUAAAUGUGUAGACAUAUUGUCUCACAAACAAUGAUUAUAGCUGACCGAAGAACCACUCAAGACACCUCUUCUGUCAUCUGGUUUGUUUAGACGUUAUCACGGCCUGCAGAAGUGCUUAAUAAAUUACUUUAAAAAUACUUUUUAAGCUAUUGCUUACAAAUUGGUUCUCUGAGAUUAAUCUGCUGCAGGUAUGGCUGAUCAUAAGAUAGCAGUGUCUAGGCCUAUACAGACUUCAAGCUGGAUUCCAGAUCUACUGCUGGAAAAAUCAUGUUUGCACAACUCUACCAUGAUUUUGAGCAUGCAAAUGGUGAUAGUUUGCAAGUUGCUGGUGAGAUAGCUCAGUGGCUUUUUAGCUCCAGUCAGAACUGCAUAUGUAAUAUUCCGAAAGAUGUCCUAUAGAAUCAAUGAGAUAACUGCCCUUAGGUUGGGUAAUACUUGGUUAAUAUUAUAUUUCAUAAAAAUACAAAGUAUAGAUGCAAAACCUACGGAAUUUGAGUAAUAUUGUUCAGAUCUAAUCUUUUUCAUGAUUUUUAGUAGGUCUGUACUAAAUUUUUAAUAUUUCACAAACCUCUAUUUUAAAAAUAUAUUACGGUAUUUAAAAAACAACAACAACAACCCAUAUACACGUUUCUUGCAUCAGGUUUUAUUUUUUUAUUUAUUUUAAUCAAACAUUCAGCAGGUGAUAAGUGAAAAAUAUAUUAAAUAAAUAUUUUUCUUUUUAAAAACAACAACAAAAAAACAUGUUUCUCUGGUUAGUAAACAGACCCUUGGAAAAACAGUAUUCAGUCUGUGCUUCAGUGUAUAAAGAGGAAAAGGACGGAUUGUAGGUGGCGGUUGUCAACACAUUCCUAAGGCUGGAGUGAAUGGCCACUAUUAUGAGAUGUCUGGCCAAAAAAAUAUGAGUGCGUAGUUCAAUUUGCAUAGUUUAGUAGCAGUUUCCUCUUUGGGUAUGAGAUCUGAAAUAUGUAUUAAUCAGUCCUCUCUGGCACACAGAGCGUUAAUGUAUCUGGCGCAUGUCAGAAAUGUGUCAGAAUAAAAUUAUAUGGGAGACCACCCAUAAUUACUGGCUUUCAAACUUUCCAGAUUGGAGGCAAUUUAGCUAGACUGCCGCACAAAAAUGUUGCACUGAAUAUAUGUUUAUACGUGAGACCGUCCAUCAUUCACUGUAACGAGGGCUGCGUUAUGUGGACAGACAAACUGACAAGAGGUAUAUUCUCUAAAGUGUGAAUUGUGAGGAAUUGAAACUGACGUCAAAGUGAAUUUUGCAUUUCAGGACUACAUAGCCAAACUGGCAAAAUUCAGUCCGAAGUUUUCAAUUCGGCUAUUUGGCCUUCACAAGUUAAACUCACUUUGAAUUCUCGAGAAUUGACACUUUAGUAAAUAAUCCCAAAAGAACUUGAUAUCAGAAGGCUUAUAUCUGAUAAGAAAUAUUAAAAUUACGUCACCAUUUUCAGACAUUGCUUAUAGAAACCUUUUUUUAUGAGAUGCUCUGUUAUCUUUUAAUGUUAAAUGUUGCAAUUGACAUCACAAUCACGUCCAUUCCUGGCACAACCAGGGCACAUAUUACAGAAACAGUAUUAUGGCUUUACCUCCUCUCCUUACUAUACCAUACUCACAUGAACACUAAUGGAUGCACAGACAGAUAAACACACAUAAACAUACUGAUACGCACUGCCAGAUACAGACACACAAAGACCAUGACUGACAGACAAACAGUCUCAGAUACACACACAAUGCCACAUUACACAGAUACACAAACAAGUAUACUCACACUGCAAGACAAAUACACUCAGAAAUAAAUAUUUUAAGACACCCUCCCGGCUUCCCUGGGGUCUAGAAGGGAAUCCGGCUGCAGACUUUGAAGUCUCCAGUGUGGCUUCUUCACACAGUGGGAGAAAGUUAUAUAUUAUAAUUUCCUUCCAGCACUACUGCGCAGGAGGAGAUAGGGGGUAGUCAACACCCCUCGGUAAAAAGCCCACACAGGAGUUAAGCAAUGCGGUCUGGUUAAGGGAGAUAGCUAUAUCUCCUCAACUGGACCACAUAUCACUACAGUGACCUGUGCUGGUCCAUGGGUCAGACCACCCCCUUUCCUGGGUACUGGCGACCUUGUUUUCAUUUGGCAAAAAACAAGCCUUUAAUGGCUCUCAGAUAGACAGCUUCUAUAGGUGCUUUCUCCAAGUCCUUCACUUUACACAUUUUAGACCAGAAUAGCCCACAGCUGGUUUGGAGAAUUUUCCAAUCAAGUCCUAUUGGUUUAGAAUUUGAAAUUCACUCUGAAUUCCAUACUGGAAUGAGAGCUCAGUGAGAGGCUUGUGGUUGCAAGCUAUCGGCAUGCUUUACAUUAUUAAAUCAUGCUUUUAAAACAGAUAAAUUAAUUGAAAUCCAUUUUUUGAUUCCUGUCUAUUAUUGUCAUUGUGUCCUUGCCCAUUUUCCAUCAUGGACUGGGUCUGUGUGCUUUAAUAGUGAUUUUAGGGAAACUCAGAUGGCUAAGUGCUCUAACAGCGCUUUUAUGAAGAAAAAAGAGUUUAGAAAGCCUGGGCUGUGAAGCAUGUGAUCUGGAUUUGCUCGGCUGAUUCUUGAAAUGAUGGUUUUACUGCCUCUAAGGGUAGAUUAAGAACAAAUGAUAGUAAUACCUCACUCCCAAUAAAGGAAAAUAAAAACACUCUCUAUAACUGUAUUAUAUUUCUAAAUACUAUCACAGUUAUUAUAUAGAACCAUUAACAACCUCUGGGUGUUGGGCUAAGGUAACAUUGCCAGAAUGUAUUUGAAAACCAGAGUAAUCUGAAUGUACCUUUCCUGGUUAAAUACUUUGUUAUUAUUAUUAAUUUUCAUAACUUGAUUAUUCAAUAAAUUCAGAAUGGGAGGGAAGGGAAUGGUCUGUCCCCUUACCUUAAAUGGUUAAUGGUGGAGUCCUUUGAAAUUAAUUUAACAGAUAAUAUAUAGUCCUUUUUAUUCAGAGUACUUUCAGAUUAGUAUGAAAUAGGUACUAUAAGUAAUAUAAUCACUAGUGUAAUGGUUAUAUAGCUAAGAGUCUCCGGGCACCAUCCUCCAGUUCUUUGAUAGCCAAUCACUGACACCCAGGCUAGACAAUAUUAUUAUUAUUAUCAUCAUUUAUAUAGCGCUCACAUAUUCCGCAGCGCAUCACAAUUAUAAAAUGGGGAUAUCUGAGAACAAGUCAUUUACAUAAAGAAUAUAACAGAGACAAAGGUGGAGAAGGCCCUGCUCAGAUGAGGUUAUAACAUACGACGACGGUGUGACGAACGCCCCCUUGCCUGGACAUUCACCACAAGCUCCUGGAGGAGUGUGGAGGCUAGCCUCCUGCCCACUGACUAUGGGCCAUAGAAAAAGCAGGUAUGCCGUCCCAUGGAACUGGGGGGAGCUAUGUGACAAAACCCCUAUUUUGCCUUCCAAGGAACUGUUCUCUUCCUCAAUUCGGGAAGCAGUUUAAACUUUGUUUUUAAGCUACCAAAGUUGACCGACCACUAGCCCUGAUUUCACGGAACUGUUUUGGGCAUUGGUCAAAUAAUUAACUUCAUUGGAAAUCUGAGUGAUUUUUGGUCCUUAAGGGGUUAAAGCAACUUUCCUUGAACCAUGUAAUGCCCGCUGAGUCUAUGGGUAACAAAACCGCUAGACUGAGCUGUAGUAAUUAGACUGCACAGAGUACCCCUUUAAAUUAUAGCCUGCCGUCUCAGCUUGGAUUCCCCAUCCGAUGUCCCCAGUAAACACGUUUGAAAAUCCCACACAUCCCAAGAUAGUUCCAAUCUGGGUAGAUUGGAACUAUUUUGGGAUGUGUGGGAUUUUCAUGUGUUUUGAAGGUACUUUUGGGGUGUUUGUAAAUUGCAUGGUUUUCUGUGCCUGGAGAUAAUUGAGUUUGUACAGUUCCUGACUCAAUUAUCUCCCAGGCACAGGGGAGGGAUUACCCUGUUUUGUGUGGGAGUGUCAUGGUUGUGUGUUCUGUGUCCUUGUACUGCAUAAAAGCUGGCCAUUGAGCCUGGAUUAAUUAGAUCAUCUUACCCCUUCAUAAAGUCUAGGCUCAUGUUUGGGGGAUUGGGAGCUAUAAUCACUAUGGCGCUUGGGACUUGGGAGAUUCUUCACAGAUGUACUCAGUCAGAGUAUACUGGGAUCCGUUACAGAAGGGAUAAAGACACACAGGAGAAAUCCCAGCAUCUCAGAGGGUUGGAGGGAUUGAGAUGAAUAAAAUGCCUAUGUUGAAAUAAGCCGGUAAAAAUGGUAUGUUAAAGAACCGAACAAUGUCAGGAGAGAGAGAGAGUGACCUGGGAUAUGGAGGCAUGGCGAGGGAAGUGGUGAGGGCAAAAUGAGAGAAACAUGGCUCUGGGUUCUGGGAGAGUCAUGUUUUCUGUUUUUUUUUAACCCCUUAAGGACACAUGACAUGUGUGACAUGUCAUGAUUCCCUUUUAUUCCAGAAGUUUGGUCCUUAAGAGGUUAAAGCAACUUUCCUUGAACCAUGUAAUGCCCGCGGAGUCUAUGGGCUAGACUGAGCUGUAGUAAUUAGACUGCAUAGAGUACCCCUUUAAAUUAUAGCCUGCCGUCUCAGCUCCCCAUCCGAUGUCCCCAGUAAACACGUGUUUGCACAGUGCAGAGAGCACUAGGACCAAGCACAGCAGUGCUGAAGUAACAUCCCUGGCACACUGAGGUCAUGAAUCUGGGAGUAUCAUCCGUAAGAUAUAGGUUAUACCCUAACAAAAGGUAUGGUAGGAAGGGAACAUGAGGUAACAGAACUAUAGAUAACAAUAAACAGGCUAAACUACGCGAAGUCUAGGCCAGGUCAAGUCAUGAAUAUAAUCAGGACCCAGGCACAAGCGAGAAUGUAAGCUCAUUGAGCAGUGUGUCCAGUUGUCUGUUUACAAUUACAUGUCUGUUAGUCUACCCAUUGUACAGCGCUACGGAAUCUGAUGGCGCUACAUAAAUAAUAAAAUAAUAAUGCCAGAACAUUCAGAAAGGGUCUUGAUCCUAAAGAGAUACGGGUUUAAAUUGGAUCAGGCACUGACAUCAUUAUCUUGUUAGAAAUGUGGACUUGAGUCAAUUUUGACACCACAAUAACUCUGUGUGAAACUAUAUAAAAGAUACCAAAGUUGCCAUUCUAGGCUCGAACUGUUUUAGAAUGACGCACGUUAUUACGAGAUGCGACAAAGUUGUGCCCAAAAUGAAGCAAGUGCAGUGAAGGUGAUGCUAAUGCCCCAACCUUCGGCCCCUAAAAGCUGCAUAUGUCAUCUGUCAUAUAUUCCUGUCUGUAAUAUAGGAAUAUAUAGCUGAUCUCAACCCCACCAAUCUCUAUAUUGAAAUAAAGUGAUACUGAAGUCACCAUAGAAUUACUUAGCAUUUAUAACUGCACUUACCAAUACACAAGGAAAAGAGACAAACCGUGCCAGUGGCUUUAAUUUAACAAAGUGCUUCAAUGCUUUUAUGUUGCACUUUAAUUUAUACAAAGAACUUUGCAAGACAUACCACACAUUUAAAAUCUAAAGUAUAUUUCUUCCACCGCAAUAUCCUUACCAUAUUGAGUAUCAGACGACAAACACUGCUACUGCAAGUAUUUCUGAAAGGAAGGAAAAUAUAAACUCAUUUUUAGAUCCGCGCUUACACAACAGCAAUUAUUAGUUGCUACCGUAGGUUCAUUAAGUUGAGAAUUAAUGAGAAUUGACCAGGGAUCUGGAAUUGUUAUUCCACAAAUGAAAUAUUCAGCAAAUUGGGUACAUUUCCUAAAUCUGCUCUUUUUCAACUAGAGUGUUUUAGCCAAAUUUGACAACUUUUCAGUCUUUUUAUCUGUGGAUCAAAACUCAUAGUUUAGUGAAUAACUCCCAUAUAAUAUUUGUGCAUAAGAAAUAGGUUUUUGGUAGCGUGUUGCAAUAUAUAUUUUUGGGGUGGGGAUCAGAUCAAUAUUCCGAGUUACAUUUUAAAACACUGUGUGCAUAGCCAAAAAAGAAAAACUACUGUUGACGGUGAUGCAUAAACAUCUGUCAUUUUGUGGUUAGUUAACUGUUUAUAUUAAGCUGCAAUCCAAUUUAAUUUGGCAUAACCUCGCUUAUGACUUGCAAAGCAAUUACAUGCAUUCGUAUUAGGAUUUUAUUUACAUUACGCUCAGUUUUCCCCAGGAGAACUGACCAUGGAGGGGGCCCUUUCUAUUUUUUUUUUCCUAGUAAGUCAGCUUUGGUCAAUAUCCUAGAGACAGAGAGGGGCCCUGGAAUGUUGGAUGGGGAUGGGGUGUGGGGCAAAGCAAACUUGAAACAGCCCAUUCCACCCUCAUUGGCCAAUCAGAGCCACCCACAGGGUAAGGUUACAUUCCGAUAUGGAAGGCUGGACAGCAGAUCCCAGCAUAGUCCUACAGAAGGCCUCUUGGAUUAAGCAGGGAAGGGUAAUAAAAUGAGACCAGAAUCCCUUCACCUGACUGUACUGCAAGGUCACCACAAUGUUACAUGUUAAUAGUGUACAGUGCCAACCUAUGCAUCAUGGCCACACUGGGCCACACAUUGUAUUAUUGUUGGACUGCAAUUCCCACCAUCCGCAGCAUGAGACUGGUUGCUGAGCUCACCAGCAGCUAACAAGAUUAAACUUUUAAGUCUGUACAAAUAAGCUUUCCCCUACCAGUCCUAUCAGCCACAACCAGACGCUGGUUGCUGGGAAUUUUAGUUCACCACUGCUAACUGGUUUUAAGUGUGUUUGAAUUAUGCUUUACAACGGGGAAGUCUAGCAAAACAAAUCAUCAUUUUUGGUUGAAUUUAAACUGCUAUUAUGUUUUGCCACCCAUAAGCUUGAAGGAGCAUACUGGGGAGUUUUUGAGAGUGUCUGUCUUUCAGGUCUCUAAUGCUGUACAGGGAAUGAAUAUAACUGAACAUUUAUUUGGAAUUUAAAUUUGCUCUUCCUUUGUGUGAAUGGUUAGUCAUACUAUAAUAUAUAUUUCCAAGACAUCAACCAAUGUGAAUUUUUAUUUUUAUUUAAAAGAAAAGAUUGCAUGUUACAUAUUAUAGCACUGGUUUGAAUAAUUUUGUAAGGCACACAUAUAAGUACAGCGCUGCGGAAUAUGUUGGCGCUUUAUAAAAGCCAGUAAUUGCUUAAUUUCAGUGCUCACACUUGGUUUGUGGUUGCGGCCAUCUUUAGGUACUACAGUUCAUCCAGCCCACAGACUAUGCAGGUACUCAGGAGCGAGUGUACGCUCACAUAUCCUGAAAUCACAGCCAAGUGCCAGGUAUCUGAAAAUGUUUCAGACUUUCAAAUUGAGCGUGAUCUUAACAGGUAAUUGGUGCUUCAAUCUGGCCAUGGAGGACCAAAGAUGGCUGCCCUCACAGCCUAUCGGUGACGCUGGAGAGUCACUGAAAACUUAAUAUCAAUGUAUUAAUUACAACAUAGUAAAUAACAUGACUAUAUUUCAUGACAUCCCAUAAUUUUAAUAAUAUUGAAACAUUUUGAAAAUUUCCCUUUAACCUUAGUAAGCAAAACAAAACGAAUGAUUUAACCCUUGUGUGCCAAGGUAGUUGCUUAUGCAUUAUUCAAGCAAACCAGGUCUCAGAUUGAGGAAGGUGGUGGGAGUAGCUGUUAUUGGCACUGUGGUGGGAAUGGCAUACCUCCCAACAUUUCAAAUGGACAAAGGCGGACACUUUCACUUUAAGGGUGUGACCGAGAAAUUUUAGGUGACUCAUUAAUGAUAACUUUUACAAGAAAAUGUAACUUUAGUACAAGAUCAAUGUAUCUCAUUUACACAGAUUGAUUUCCAAACACAUUUAUUGUAGUUUAAAGACACAUUACUGUUAGUAUUACUGCUGCAGAGCUCUGUUAUACACUCAGACACAUUACAAUUAGUAUUAUUGCUGCGGAGCACUGUUAUACACUCAGAUACAUUACUGGGAGUAUUAUUGUUGUGGAGCUCUGUUAUACAGUCAGACACAUUACUGGGAGUAUUAUUGCUGUGGAGCUCAGUUAUACACACAGACACAUUACAAUUAGUAUUAUUGCUGCGGAGCUCUGUUAUACACUCAGAAACAUUACUGGGAGUAUUAUUGCUGUGGAGCUCUGUUAUACACUCAGACACAUUACUGGGAGUAUUAUUGCUGUGGAGCUCCGUUAUACAAUCAGACACAUUACUGGGAUUAUUAUUGCUGUGGGGCUCUGUUAUACACUCAGACACAUUACUGGGAGUAUUAUUACUGUGGAGCUCUGUUAUACACUCAGACACAUUACUGGGAGUAUUAUUGCUGUGAGCUCUGUUAUACACUCAGACACAUUACUGGGAGUAUUAUUGCUGUGAGCUCUGUUAUACACUCAGACACAUUACUGGGAGUAUUAUUGCUGUGGAGCUCUGCUAUACACUCAGACACAUUACUGGGAGUAUUAUUGCUGUGGAGCUCUGUUAUACACUCAGACACAUUACUGGGAGUAUUAUUGCUGUGGAGCUCUGUUAUACACUCAGACACAUUACUAUUAGUAUUAUUGCUGCGGAGCUCUGUUAUACACUCAGACACACCAACAAUAUGGAGCUCCUAGAAAAGAGGGAGAUUUGGCCCCAAAAUAGGGACUUUUCCUCCUAAAUAGGGACAACUGUCAAAGAGGUGGUAACUGCCAGAUUGCAACAGGGAGGAGCAGCCGUUAUUUGCAGCAGAUUAGGAGUAGCUAGUCCAGGUAUUGGGCGGAAGUAGUUAUUACUGGCACCAGUGGGAAGAGAGAAUUUAGGAUUGGCAAUGGUGGGAAUAGCUAUACAGGGUGCAGGGCAGUAGCUCUUAUUGGCAAAGGGAAAGGAUGAACUAUUAUUAGAAGUGACAUGGGAGUAGCCAUUAUUGGCAGCAAGGUGGCACUAGCUAUUAUCGGCAAGAGGGUGAUAGUCGCUUUUACUGGAAGCUUGAUGGGAAUAACUAUUAUUGGCAACGGAUGGGAUUAACCAUUAUUGGCAGCGGGAUGGGAAUAACUAGUAUUUGAAGUGGAUGGGAAAAACUAUUAUUGUCUCAGAUAGGAGCAGCCAUUUUGGAAGCAAAAGGACUGGCAGGAGGUUGGAUUGGCCAGGACUGGCAGGAGGUGGGAGUAGCCAGGACUGGCAGGAGGUGGGAGUGGCCAGGACUGGCAGGAGGUGGGAGUGGCCUGGACUGGCAGGAGGUGGGAGUGGCCCGGACUGGCAGGAGGUUGGAGUAGCCCGGACUGGCAGGAGGUAAGAGUAGCCAGGACUGGCGGAAGAGGUGGGAGGUGGCCAGGACUGGCAGGAGGGGUGGGAGGUUGGUGGCCAGGACUGGCAGGAGGUGGGAGUAGUAGCCAGGACUGGCAGGAGGUGGGUGGCCAGACUGGAGGUGGGAGUGGCCAGGACUGGCAGGAGGUGGGAGUGGCCGGACUGGCAGGAGGUGGGAGUAGCCAGGACUGGCAGGGAGGGAGGCCAGGACUGGCAGGAGGUAAGAGUAGCCAGACUGGUAGGAGGGAGUGGCCCAGGACUGUGGAGGAGGUAAGAGUAGCCAGACUGCAAGAGGUGGGCGGCCAGGACUGGCAGGAGGUGGGAGUGGCGGACUGGCAGGAGGUGGGAGUGAGGACUGGCAGGAGGUUGAGUAGCCCGACUGGCAGGAGGUAAGAGUAGCCAGGACUGGCAAGAGGUGGGAGUGGCCAGGACUGGCAGGAGGUGGGAGUGGCCAGGACUGGCAGGAGGUGGGAGUAGUCAGGACUGGCAGGAGGUGGGAGUGGCCAGGACUGGCAGGAGGUAAGAGUAGCCAGGACUGGUAGGAGGUGGGAGUGGCCAGGACUGGCAGGAGGUUGGAUUGGCCAGGACUGGCGGGAGGUAAGUGUAGUCAGGACUGGCAGGAGGUGGGAGUAGCCAGGACUGGCAGGAGGUGGGAGUAGCCAGGACUGGCAGGAGGGUGGAUUGGCCAAGACUGCCAGGAGGUGGGAGUAGCCCGGACUGGCAGGAGGUGGGAGUAGCCCGGACUGGCAGGAGGUGUGAGUAGCCAGGACUGGCAGGAGGUGGGAGUAGUCAGGACUGGCAGGAGGUGGGAGUAGCCAGGACUGGCAGGAGGCGACCUCACUGGAUGCUGUGUGUUGCCUGCAGCUCCUGGCCCACCCUUCCCUGACCCAAAAAGCCUCAGGAUUUUUUUUAUUUAAGCAGCCCCUGUCCCCCCACCACAGCCCCUGUGCCCCCCUCUCAAGCUCCUGUCCCCUGUCUCAGCCCCUGUGCAUCUCAAUAGCACCUGUGCACUCACCACAGCCCGUGUGCUCCCCUCUACAGCUCCUUGUCCCCCCAUUACAGCUCCUGCCCCCCCCAUUUACAGCUCCUACCCCCCAAUUUACAGCUCCUGUGCUGCUCUCCAAGCGCCUGUACACCCCUCUACAGCUUCUGUUCCCUCUCUGUUGCUAUCCCCUACCUCAUUUGCUGUCCCCCCUCAGCUGCAUGCAGUUAUCCCCUUUCUCAGCCGCUGUCCCUCCAUUUCUCAGUCAUUGUCCCCCCCCCACAGUUGCUGUGCCACCCUCCUCUCUGCCCCUAUCCCCUUACUACAGUCACAUAUCAUCCCCAGUACAGCCCCUCUCCCCUAUUUGCAGCCCAUAUCACCCACACCACAGCCCCUUUCCCACAUUGUAGCCAUCAACCUAUUUCAGUCCCUAUCCCCCCACUACAUUUCCUAACCCCCUCAUUACAGCCCGUACCCUCUACUACAGCCUCUAACCCUCAACUACAGCCCUUGGUAUAUCGGUAGCAGGGUGGCAGUAUUUGAUAUCGAUAGCAGGUUGGCAGUGUUUGAUAUGGGUAGCAGGGUGGCAGUGUUUGAUAUCGGUAGCAGGGUGGCAGUAUUUGAUAUUGGUAGCAGGGUGCCAGUGUUUGAUAUGGUUAGCAGGGUUGCAGAGUUUGAUAUGGGUAGCAGGGUGGCAGUAUUUGAUAUCGUAGCAGGGUGGCAGAGUUUAUCGGUAGCAAGGUGGCAGUGUUUGAUAUCGGUAGCAGGGUGGCAGUAUUUGAUAUCACUAGCAGGGUGGCAGUGUUUGAUAUCGGUAGCAGGGUGGCAGUGUUUGAUAUCGGUAGCAGGGUGGCAGUGUUUGAUGUUGGUAGCAGGGUGGCAGUAUUUGAUAUCGGUAGCAGGGUGGCAGUGUUUGAUAUCGGUAGCAGGGUGACAGGGUGGCAGUAUUUGAUAUCGGUAGCAGGGUGGCAGUGUUUGAUAUCGGUAUGUUGGUAGCAGGGUGGCAGUAUUUCGGGAUAUCGGCAGGGUGGCAAAGUGUUUGGAUAUCGGCAGCAGGGUGACAGGGUGGCAGUAUUUGAUAUGGGUAGCAGGGUGGCAGUGUUUGAUAUCGGUAGCAGGGUGGCAGUAUUUGAUAUCGGUAGCAGGGUGACAGUGUUUGAUAUCGGUAGCAGGGUGGCAGUGUUUGAUAUCGGUAACAGGGUGACAGUGUUUGAUGUUGGUAGCAGGGUGUCAGUAUUUGAUAUUGGUAGCAGGGUGACAGGGUGGCAGUGUUUGAUAUCGGUAGCAGGGUGACAGGGUGGCAGUGUUUGAUAUCGGUAGCAGGGUGACAGGGUGGCAGUAUUUGAUAUCGGUAGGAGGGUGGCAGUGUUUGAUAUCUGUAGCAGGGUGACAGGGUGGCAGUGUUUGAUGUCGGUAGCAGGAUGACAGGGUGGCAGUAUUUGAUAUCGGUAGCAGGGUGGCAGUGUUUGAUAUCGGUAGCAGGGUGACAGGGUGACAGUAUUUGAUAUCGGUAGCAGGGUGGCAGUGUUUGAUAUCGGUAGCAGGGUGACAGGGUGGCAGUAUUUGAUAUCGGUAGGAGGUGGCAGUGUUUGAUAUCUGUAGCAGGGUGACAGGGUGGCAGUGUUUGAUGUCGGUAGAAGGGUGACAGGGUGGCAGUAUUUGAUAUCGGUAGCAGGGUGGCAGUGUUUGAUAUCGGUAGCAGGGUGACAGGGUGGCAGUGUUUGAUGUCGGUAGCAGGGUGACAGGGUGGCAGUAUUUGAUAUAUCGGUAGAGGUGGCAGUGUUUGAUAUCUGUAGCAGGGUGACAGGGUGGCAGUGUUUGAUGUCGCAGUAGGCGACAGGGCAAGGUAUUUGAUAUCGGGUAGGAGGGUGGCAGUGUUUGAUAUCUGUAGCAGGUGACAGGGGUGGCAGUGUUUGAUGUCGGGUAGCAGGUGGGAUGACAGGGUGGCAGUAUUUGAUCGGUAGCAGGGGUGGCAGUGUUUGAUAUCGGUAGCAGGUGACAGGGUGACAGUAUUUGAUAUCGGUAGCAGGGUGGCAGUGUUUGAUAUCGGUAGCAGGGUGACAGGGUGGCAGUAUUUGAUAUCGGUAGGAGGGUGGCAGUGUUUGAUAUCUGUAGCAGGGUGACAGGGUGGCAGUGUUUGAUGUCGGUAGCAGGGUGACAGGGUGGCAGUAUUUGAUAUCGGUAGCAGGGUGGCAGUGUUUGAUAUCGGUAGCAGGGUGGCAGUGUUUGAUAUCGGUAGCAGGGUGACAGGGUGGCAGUGUUUGAUAUCGGUAGCAGGGUGACAGGGUGGCAGUAUUUGAUAUCGGUAGGAGGGUGGCAGUGUUUGAUAUCUGUAGCAGGGUGACAGGGUGGCAGUGUUUGAUGUCGGUAGCAGGGUGACAGGGUGGCAGUAUUUGAUAUCGGUAGCAGGGUGGCAGUGUUUGAUAUCGGUAGCAGGGGUGGCAGUGUUUGAUAUCGGUAGCAGGGUGACAGGGUGGCAGUGUUUGAUAUCGGUAGCAGGGUGACAGGGUGGCAGUAUUUGAUAUCGGUAGCAGGGUGGCAGUGUUUAUCGGUAGCAGGGUGGCAGUGUUUGAUAUCGGUAGCAGGGUGGCAGUGUUUAUCGGUAGCAGGGUGGCAGUGUUUGAUAUCGGUAGCAGGGUGGCAGUGUUUAUCGGUAGCAGGGUGGCAGUGUUUAUCGGUAGCCGUAUGUGUUAUUUUGAUUUUGGCAGUAAUUGAUAUUGUCAGGGAGAGGAAGCACCUAUAGCGGCAGGCUGUGGGGUGGAGAAGAUUUUUUCAGAGGAGGAGGUAGAGUAGCUGGGGUGGAGGAGGAGCAGUUGUAGUGUAGGAGGUGGCUGUAGCUGAGAAGGCUGGGGUGGCUGCGGGGAGGAGGGGAGUAGCUGUAGUUUAGUAGGUGGAGGCUGGGAUAUUGGAGGAGGUGAUUGCUGUUGUAGGGGAGGUGGAAGCUGAACUGUGCGUUGUAGGAAGAGGUGGUUGUGGAUGAGGUAGAAGCUGGGAUGGAGUAGGUGGUGUAUGUGAGUUGUGGGAGGUGGUAGAAGUUGGUAUGGAGAAGGUGGUGUCUGUGUUGUAGGAGAUGGUUGUGGAGGAGGAGGUGGUGUCUGUGUUGUAGGAGGUGGUUGUGGAGGAGGUAGAGGUUGGGUUGUAGGAGGUGGUUGUGGAGAAGGAGGUGGUGUCUGUGUGUUGUAGGAGGUGGUUAAGGAGGAGGUGGUGUCUGUGUGUUUUAGGAGGUAGUUGUGGAGGUUGGGUUGGAGGAGGUGUCUGUGUGCUGUAGGAGGUGGUAGAGGCUGGGAUGGAGUAGGAGGUGUCUGUGUUUUGUAGGAGGUGGUUGCUGUAGUUGAGGUGGUGUCUGUGUUGUAGGAGGUGGUAGAGGCUGGGAUGGAGGAGGUGGUGUCUGUGUGUUGUAGGAGGUGGUUGUGGGAGGUGGUGUCUGUGUUGUAGGAGGUGUCUUUGUGAGCAGUGCAGGCCCGGUAGCCGCCCCAUACUCUGAGCCUCCUCCUUCCCGCACACUGAGCCCGGACAGCUGCGGCUUCACCCAGGAUCCUCUAACAAUCUCUCUCUUCUCCUCUCAUUCCUCAUUACAUUUAUUUGUAGCUACUUUCCUCCAUCCCUAUCUCCUCCACCUAUCCCUCCCGAUCAUUGUUUGGUACUUUUACUCAUUUUCUGAUUUUUAUUUUUUUUAUAUAUUUUUUUUGAUCUCCUGUAAACUUUGCGCUGGUAUUAAGGAAGAAGAGGAAGCGAUUUGCCCCCGGAGCCGUUUUGCCCCCAUUGAUCCCCCCUGACGCCGCCGCUGAGCCCACCUGCCCAGCAUUGCGACCUGAAUGGAUGGGUAUGGGGAAAAGGGCCGCACUCUGCUACCCCGGGGCUGACCGCCGGUGUACCCUGGGCCCCCUGCACCUCCUCCUACUGCUGGCCCUCUGGGGGGACACAGGUAAGAACCCUCACACUCACCAAGGUUCUACUAUCCCUGUUACUGUAUCUGCUGAGGUUUCCAACUCUCUCCAUGCUCAGCCCACACUGGGCUUUCUUUUCUCUGUGUGUUGGGAGUUGCAAUCCUGAGCAGCUGAAAGGAUGUGAUUUACUGAUCAAUGCACACAGGGAAUGGGUUAAGAUUACAUUUGACUUUAAUGGGGGUUGUCAUUGCCUGGAUCAGUCAGGCAUAGGGGAGACUAAAUGUACUUUGAGGAGUAAAAUAAUCUGUAAAUCAAGGGUGAUCUGCAAAUCGUCUUAAAUAAACACUGAUUUCUAAACAAUGUUAAUGUUCUUUAAAAAUGUGUAUUUUUAAUGUGAAUGUUGUCAUUAUAUACACAUACAGUACCCUCUAUCACUGUAGUUUCUAUAAUGUGUCAUUGUAUUAGCAGCAGCAGAUACAUUGUAGUAUAAGGGCUCUGCCUAGCACUGUGACUUUGCACAGUCAGUCUCCAGAGUCUGUAACUGUAUGACUGCAGUGCUUAGUGGUCCUUAACUUUCCCUCCAGACUGACAACAUGUCACCAAUUGUGUCCAGUCCCGCACCUCAUGGCUGCUGUGCAAGCUGCCUGCCUGGCCCCAUUCAUUAUCUAAGGGUACCAUGGCAGUGAGUACUGUGGGACAAGGCACUCCAAAAUCUGCCUGGAGAACAGUCCCAGAGAUCCAGUGUUGUUUAGUACUAGGCCUCUAAGUAUAUAUACUUCAUUACAUAUGUCUAGAAAAUGCUGGGUUCUGUCAAAAUAUAUAAAUGUAUUUCUUUUUGUGCUAAGUAGGAGAAGGGAUGGUACAUCGAAGAAGGCCACAGGCCAAUGCAAUUUCUGUAUUUUAUUGCAGUUUUAUGGCUCUUCAUUCAUUUAUACGUGUUGCAGCAUUUUUUUAACCCAGUAGGGAAAUGGGACCAAAGAAAUCCAUCUAUUUAAUGAUAUCCCUGGCAUGAUGAAGGACUGUGUCUAUAUAUAUAUAUAUAUAUAUAUAUAUAUUCUCACAUAGUAAUGUUUUUACUCCCUUAAUUUGCUAUAUGAAUGCAAUUAUCCAGUGAUUUGGCAUGUAACCCUGAAUAUAUUCUGUAGGUGGUUGGUGAGGAAUAAAAACAUUGUACUUUCUAUAAAUGCAAUAAUGGACAUUCUGUGACCUCUCGUUUAGCUCUGGAUAAACUGUAACCCCAAUCUCACUUAGCCGGUUACUCUUCAAUUUGUGACAAUUUAGACACUCAUAUCACCGAGACACAGAGCAUCCUCUAGGCUUUGCAGAUAAAAUAGAUAUGUUAUAAUUGUAUUAUUGUUAUUAGUAGCAUUAGAGCAGCAACAUAUUCUGCAGCGCUUUACGAUUAUAAAAUGGGGAUAUUUGACAACAAAUAAUUGACACAAAAAAAUAACAAGACUAGGUGGAGGUGAGUACAGUCUACGAGGACAGGGUAAAUACAUACAAGACAAAUAACAGAAUGUCAGAAAGGAGGUCGAACUGAUUGAAAAGAACCCUACAAAACCGCUAGUCAAUAAAAUGUUUCUUUUCUGCUUUUUUUUUUCCUGUUAAUGGCUGGAGAUUGCUUUAGCACAAAUCCAAAUAGUGGUAAUGAGUCUGCGGAUAUGAGUUUGCAAUGAGCGGACCUGCUGAGUGAACGGCACAUCUGGAUAUUAGCUAUAUAGUGAUUGCUGAGGCAUAUGCUGUCCAAGUGUGUCUUUUGUGUAUUGGGAGGUGUAUAAGUCUGUUACCAUACAGGGGGCUCAGCUGGAAGAGACACUGUUAAUAGGCUGUAUGCUCAGGGGCAGAACAGAUUUCCCAAAGCUGGGAUUGCGUUUUGAUUGCAGCAUGAUGCUCAUUUAAAUAAGCCAUCACAUGUUUAUUUCAGUGCUUUUAUUUAUUUAUUUUUUACAGUUUUCCAUUUAAAAAAAAAAAUAUAUAUAUAUUUUUUUUAUAUUACACAACAUUAUCACAAUUGACUUGGAAAAAAAAAAAAGCCAUUAAUUAUUGUCUGUCAGUCUGGCUAUAUCACGGUAUCUGUUUAUGGAAUCCAUGUAGCUUAAGAAUGUUUGUUUGUUUUUAUUUUUAUUUUUGUAUCUAGGCUUUGGAGUGCCUGAAGGUUGAUACCACUUUGAUUUGCACUAAGAUUAAUACGUUUUCUAGCCUCAAACUUUAUUUAACCUUUUGUUUACUCCAGUAACCAAGCAAUCCUAUAAAAAUGCAUAAACUGAUUUAAUUUUAUUUAAUUUGUCAUGUUUGCAUCCAAAUGCUGCAAUCUGUGCAGCCCAGCCAUCUUAAACUCUGGCCCACCAGAUGUUUCUGAACUACAGUUCCCCCAAUUCUCUGCUAAUCUAUUGCAUUUAACCUCUUAAGGACACAUGACAUGUCAUGAUUCCCUUUUAUUCCAGAAGUUUAAGGGGUUAAAGAAUUCUGGGUACCGUAGUACUGUAAGUCGUCAACAUUUGGUGGGAGGGUAAGCAUUUGAGAUCUCUGGUCUAGCCAGAUUGAACUGACAUUAGUUUUUAGUCAGACAUGUUGUGCAUUUUAUUAUUAUUUAUUUAUUUUUUUACUUGAUAUAAAAUUGCUCACAUGAAUGAAAGCGUUAAAUUGCGGCUCUUAUGUAUGGAGUAUAAUGAUUCAGAUGUCCCACCUUUCCCUACUUCUCCCCUUCCCCCCCCCCCUUCCUAUCCUGGUGUUUGCUGAAUUCAAGACUGAGAUCAGAUUUCCUGCAGCUACAAGGAGAGAAGAGAGCCUUGUGCUAGUUCUGCUGUUGAUGGGAGUAGGAAAGAAUUUAACCCCCGAUAGACAUUUUGUAAAGGAUAUAGAUAUGGUUUUCAGGUAAACCAUUUGCUACCAAGUUGUUCUUGCUGGCAGUGAAUAAAUAAAGCGAUUUAUAAUGAGUCUGAACACUCAAUAAUAUAAUACUAUAACGUGUGAUUUAUUUUUCUUUGCUGUACAGCUCUUGUACAUAAAAGGUUAAUAGCACAUAGUUCCAUGUUAGAGCUAGACAGUCUUCUUAGUUCUAGCUCCUAUGGAUUGUUACUCUCAGAAUUCUGCACAAGCAUGAUGAGAGUUGUAGUUCACCUUGUGCUUAGACUGUGCCUUUGGUAAUUCACUAUCGAAGACAAACAGUCUGUAGCAGUCUCUGAAUGCUUAACAAGUUUGUGAAUAAGAUACUCCUCUGAAGGCCCAUGUAAUCUGUAAAACAAAUCAUAACAAUGUAUUUGUAUUUUGCAAGAACUCAGUAGUUUUGUAUCACAGCAGUUGUUUGAAUUUGAGUUGGGGAUUAAGUUUCUCCUUCCUGGCAGCAAAGGGUUAAGAGGUUAGAACUACAUAGUAGAAUUUCUGAGACAUGCAGGGUCCACAUAUGUGAUUUGACCUUUGUAAAACAGUUCUGAUAUUUGUGGCUUGUGACUAAUUUGAACAGUUUGUAGGGGGCUGGUUGGCUGAGAGGUACUUUUGUUCAAGAUCAUUACCUUGAAUAAUUCCUGCAGCGAUUAGCUGGGGAAAAGGUUGAAGCAGGGUAAUCUAAAUCUGAUCAACAAAGCCCGAUUAUCUGUUAAAUGUUUACAUCUGGAUCUCUAUCACCCGCUUUAUUAGAUAAUCACAGAAGCAGUGAGGGGUAUUUGAGUAUUUUUCCUUUUUCAAGAGCACUAGGAACAGGAGAAAAAAAAAAAAUAUAUAUAUAUAUUUUUUUAUUUUAUUUUUUUUUUAUAUAUAUAUAAAAAUUUUAAUUUUCACUUUUUUAAACAUAAUUAUGGACUUAGUAUAGAAAACAGGAUUAAGGAAAAUGUGAUUUAAAGACUUUUUUUAUUAUAAUUCUAGUGUGGUGUGUGUUUUUAUAUAUAAUAUCAUUGGUUCUUAAAUAGUUAAAAGCAGACUUUGCUGUGACUUGGUUGGACAUUGUCCAAGUUAUACAACAAUAUAUUGCCAAAUCCUUGUGCACUUUAAACCAGGCGGUGGAAUGCUUGGUAGACUUGCAGCUGUGAAACUACAAAUCCCAUGAUGCCUUGAGGCCAGUGAAGAAUCAUGGGAGUUGUAGUUAAGGCUUGUGGCCGUUCCUGAUUUGAUUUGUUCAGUAAGUGAUAUGACUGACAUUUAAAGUCACUCUGUCACAUGAAACGAGGAGCCAAUUUGAAGGAGAUUUAUGAAUGUGCUCUAUAGAUUAGCAAAUGUAUAAAUGCAAAGUUCGUACCUGAGCAAUUUUUGAAGUAGAUCCGCAAUAUAUAUUAAAUUAUUUUUAUUCACCAUAAAAUAUAUUCUGUUUUUGCAUGACUGGUGCACUGUUCACCAUAUAACCUCUUCAUGCGGACUGGACCCAUUUAUAGCCGCAUUGAUUAUGCCAAAUUAACACUUCAAUUUUAUCAAUGUUUGUUUUGACCAACUUGAAUGGAGGUGAUUGGCUGAGCGUGUUGGGUACCUCUAGUGGUCAUGUUACCCUGUAAAGUGAUUGAUAGGGUUAUUUAUUAAAUUCAAAGAGAAUUUCAAACUUCCUUCAAGCACCACGAUCAAUUCACUGAUUUUGAAGUGGUCGUAGUGCCUUAAGUUUGUAUAUUCCACUAUGAAAUGCUGCACAUACAGACUUUAACCCCUCUGUUUCUGGUUGUAUAACUGCGUUUAUGACAGCAUUAUUAGGGCGUCAUUAGCCACCCAAGAACGAACAAGAGCUAAUGUGAAUUCAGGGCAUAUUUGGCAUCUGUCACCAGGACACACACCGUGUUGGAGUGCAGGUAAGUUUAAAGUUCUUUUGUUUGGUUUUAUUUUCUAUUUUAUUUUUUGUAGUGGGGCAGGAUAGAAAGGGUUACCCCCACUGAAACCGUAUUUUCUUAAAAGGUCAAAUAGCUGGUCUGGAAAAAUUCUAUGCUCCCAGUUUGGCUACUCUGGCCUUAAAUGUGAAAUUCACUUUGAAUUCUCUCUUUAGUAAAUAAACCUUUUAGAUGAGUUUGGACAUCAAUGAGGCAGGCGUGAGUCACCAUAACAUCUAAAUAUUUAGCUUUACUAGAAAUCCCCUAAAAAGGUGUCAGUGAGAGCUGAAAUCUCACUCUGCUUUCAGACCUUUGGAAGUAUUUCAACUCUAGUUUGAAAAAUUAUAAAUAAAUGUAUCCCAUACAAACGGAAUUCACGCCUUACCGUCUGAGUCUCCAUUGCUGUAUAUGGCAGUAUUUGUCUGUGAAGGCUGUUGCGCAGUGUGCUUUAGUUAUAGUACACAGCACUAUGUCACUGCAGUUUUUUAUUAUAUUACUUGGCAAACGUUUGUUACUUGGAGUACAGGUAAGGCAAAUUAUUCCUGAAUAAUUGUUUGUUCUUUGUAUGGCUACUUUGACACAAACACACACACCUGUGUAUAGGCUUAUUCUCUAAACAGGGAAUUAUAAAAAGAGAAUUGGAAAAUAUAGGUUAAAACCGUAAAGAUGCCAAUAUCCUGAAAACUGGCAUCUGACAGUAGUGCCCAUAGGGUACAUCUAUACCCCUAACUGUCUCUAUUUAGGAGGCACAAUCCCUAUUUUGGGCCCAUAUGCCUCUGUUGCACGUUUUAUGUCCCAAUGUCCCUCCAUAUUGUUGGUCUGUCUGAGUGUAUACCAGAGAUCCGUAGCAAUAAUGCUCACUGUAAUGUAUUAACGGGUUACUGCAAGAGUCUUAAGGGGAACCUUUUUUUGGAGUAAUGUGCCCUAUUGAGCACUAGGAAGGAGGUUCCCCUCAACACCCCCCCCCACCCCCCUCGAUUUGUAGAAUAACAGGUAAAAAUAAAGUGUUUACUCACUUGGAAUCCAGCACCAAGCGUAGCUUCUGACGCUGAUUUCUGCGACAGCUCCGGCGUUACAGGGGCCUUGCACGGUCCAGUUGUUGUCUGCCAAUGUCACGUGCUGGGGAUGCAACUAGCCCCCAGCACACAAUUAAAGGGACUCCAUAGUGUUAGAAAUACAAAACUGUAUUCCCAACACUGUAGUGCCCUCUGGUACCCCCUGCCUUGUGGUCCCUUUGUCAGGUAGAGGGUUAGAAAAACCUUUAUUACUUACUCGAUUCCAGAGCUCAUGUUCUUCGGUGCUGGGUUGGCACUCCGCCUCCUCCGACGAUAGGGUAAUAGGAGCUGUAGUGGGUGUAGGAUGUAUAGGGACUGUAGUGGGUAUAGCGGCUGCAGGAGGUAUUGGUGGUGUAGGAUGUAGUGGAUAUAGGGGCUGUGGUGGGUGCAGGGGGAUAUAGGGGGCAUAGUGGGUAAAAGGUAGAAGGGGCUGUAGUGGGUAGAGGGAUGUAGUGGGUAGAGGGAUGUAGGGGCUGUAGUGGGUAGAGGGAUGUAGGGGCUGUAGUGGGUAGAGGUUAGAGGAGCUGCUGUGGGUAGAUUGACUGUAGUGAGUAGAAGGUAUACUAUAGGUGCUGCUGGGGUAGAGGGACUGUAGUGGGUAGAAGGUAGAGGGGCUGCUGAGGGUAGAGGGACAGUAGAAGGUAGAAGGAUAUAGGGGCUGCUGGGGGUAGAGGGAUAUAGGGGCUGCUGGGGGUAGAGGGAUAUAGGGGAUGCUGGGUGUACAGGGAUAUAGGGGCUGCUGGGUGUAGAGGGAUAUAGGGGCUGCUGGAGGUAGAGGGAUAUAGGGGCUGCUGGAGGUAGGGGGAUAUAGGGGCUGCUGGGGGUAGGGGGAUACAGGGGCUGUAGAAAGUAGAGGGACUGUAGUGGGUAGAGGGGCUGAGCCUUACCUUUAGCCAGAGAGGAGGAAGCAUGCUAUCUCUCCCUGAAGUGCUGCCUGUAACAGUGAUAAAUCGGGCAGCUCCACAUGGCUCCCUUAACUUUUGACACAUGAUGUCACUUCCUAUGUGAGGAGCCACACAGAGCACCUUGAUUGAUCUCUGUUACAGACACUUCUCCUUGUGUCUUUAUCUUUCAGGCACACUGAGAGGCGGCCUAGUGCGUCUUUGGGAGGCUUAAUAGCUGUUUCUCAGUUUGCCAUGAUGGGGCUGUGUGGCAGAACAAAGGGAGAGGGGCUUUUUUUUUUUUUUUUGGCAAUGACUGACUGCAGACUGGCUGGGGAGAUUGUUGGACUCCCCAGCCAGCUGUUCCUUUCCUGCACAGCGGGCAGGCACCCGAGAGCCUCGGGCCCGAGUGCUCAGUCCGCCCCUGGACAGGAGGGCCUAAAGUGCAUGCGUGCCGAGCUCUGCAACUGAAUUAGGCCCUCCCCAUAGCAAAGUAUUAAAUUAAUGCUUUCCUAUGGGGAUUUUAAUUAUGCUGGAUGUCCUCAUGCAGAGGGUGAGGAUGUUCAGCAUCAUUUAGGAUACCCAGAGUAUGCUAGAGUCCCAAAAGUGCCUAUAUUGACUGUUUGACAGCCACUAAAGGCAGUCUUAGUCCUGCAAGGUAAUUAUUCAAGUUUCUCAAAAACUUACAUUGCAGGACUAAAUGGGACACCGCACACAGACCACUUUAAUAAGAUGAAGUGGUCUGGGUGCCUAUAGUGUCCCUUUAACAGAAGCUCAGUUUCUGCAGUGUUUUCAUGCAGAAAUACUGACUCCUACCACCGUGACCACUUCAAAUCACUCUGUGUAAAUAAGAUACAUUGUUCUUGUUCUGAAUUACAUUUUAGUACCAUAAAGUGUUAUUGGUAAGUCAUCUAAAAUCUUUCAGCAGAGCUAUGUCUUAAAAUGUUGGGAGGUGUGCAUUCCAACUGUUGCAGAACUGAAAUUGUUGUGAUGCUCUGACAGUCACUCCUGGCAUAUGGAGUUUAAAAGGAUACUCUAAGCACCAAAACAACUUUAGCUUAAUGAAGCAGUUUUGGUGUGUAGAUUAUGCCACAACAGUCGCAUUACUCAAUUAUCUUUCAUUUAGAAGUUAAGUCAGUUUUGUUUGUUUUUAUACAGUCAUAGCCACACCUACCCUGGCUGUGACGCAUGGUUUCAUUUUCAGAUCUGACAGCACAAUUUGUUCAUUGUAGAAGUUUUCAUCUUCUGCUCUGUUUAAUCACAAACAGGAGGCCCUUUUUCGAUCACUUUAAGAAAUCUGAAUUUGUUUUUUUUAAAUGUGUAAUUUUUAGCUGUCAAUUUUCAGAACUUUUUGAUUAAUGUUUUCCCAUAUCUUUGCUUAGAUUCACUAUAUUAUUUCUGCUUUUUAGAACAGUUAUAGAGAAAACACUAGAUAAAUACAAUGUAUAUUAAAUCAGGGAUGCAGUUUGAUAGGUUGAAAACCGAAAUAGCCAAUCAGAAUCCAAGAAAUCAUAAACUAAUGGAAGAUUAGGUCUCUUUAAUGUAGAGACUGGGGAGAAGAACCUUCAGGCACAGUCAAUUGCUAACCCCCUUUUACUCUUUAUGUCAAAAUAACAAUGGAUAUUAAUCUGCACUUUUCAGAAAACUUUAAUGCAUACAUAUCACGCAUUCAUUUCAAGCCGUGCUCCUCUGUUGGUGGAGAAAGGCAGAGGAUGUCCGGAGAUGCCGUGUUUUGUCCCAGGUAUUGGUAAGGUUUGGGCCAUCUUUGUGUAAGGCAGUUGUAGAUCUGCAUAUUAUCUCAAACAGUCCUGUACUAAGCUAUCUCUCAGUGUACCCUGCAGGAUCGCCAAAGCUCUCUCUGCAGUUGAGGAAUUCACAGACGGCCAGUUCUUGCAAACUAUGGUGGUUGGUCAGUGGCUAACCUAACUGAGAUGCAAGCAGUUCUAGGAAUUGUCUUUGUUGCUACAGUCACCCAGCUUCCUGAUUCCAUUUAACGAUAGAUCUCCUUUAAAAUGUAAGAAUUUAGAUGGGUGUUUGCAAGGACAUAUGAGUUAGUUUAUCUAUUACUGGUAUUUGCUGGGACUUCUUCAACAUUACCUAAAAUAUAUUAAUUAACUUUUAUUGUGGAACGAUUCUAAUGUGGUUUAAAAGCUUCACAAGCUCACAAGAGAAGAUGGAAAGAAAAAUAAAUCUCAAUAAUGAUUGCAAAAAGGAAAAAAAUAAUAUAAUUAAUGGUGAACGUACAUCCAUCUAAAAGCUCCUUGUGUUGGGUAAUGUGUGGUGUUUAUUUCACAUUUAUCCUUCCUGUCACUCAGAAAAUGCCAAGAAGAGAGAGAGGUAGAACAUAAUCUCUUCUCUGGUGGCAGAGAUUGCUGUAGGAAUGUGAAUUUAAAACCUCAUAGUGUUUUGACAGCCCAGAUUCCAUUAGAGGGCCUAUUCUUUUUCUUUUUAGUGCAAUGGUAAGAAUUCAUCAGCCUUUUGUUCACUAAAAAGUGAUUGACAUCUUACUUACAGUAUCUUCAAUUUAGAAGCAAAAAAAGAAAAAUCCUACUGUUAAGUACUUUGCUGAUGGACAUUUAAAAAAAAAUAAAAAAUAAAUAAAUAUAUAUAUAUAUAUAUAUAUAUAUAUAUAUAUAUAUAUUUAUAUAUAUAUUAUUGUCUAAAUUGUCUUGUCAAUUCAGAUUUCCCAAGCAACACUAGCACAGAAUGAUGUUUUUGACCCCAAAUUAUUCUACAAUUUUCUUUUUGUAACCCUCCACAAAAUCUUAAUAUGGAACAACACUUGCUGCAUAGUGAUUUCUGCACACUGGGAAUUUGGUGAUAUAAUUCAUACAUCUGUUCAUAAGCCAUAUAAAUAACUUGGCCAUUUACAGCAUGUGAUAAUUUAAUUGAAGGUGCCAUGCUGUGUUCUGCUAGAAAAACAAGAUGGCUGCUACCCAACACAGUUCUCAAGUUAGUCCUGUGUCAGACAUCGGGACGCGGUGUGGAGGCAAGCAAGCAAUUUACCCAAAUUUUUCAGGAGUGGUGCACCUAAUGACUAAUGUUCUACUGGACAUUUUAAAUAAAAAGGAACAGUUUUUUUAACCUGUAAACUGACAAGAGUUACCUUUUAAUUUUUAGUUUUCAGACCUCACAAAAACAUAGUAGCCAAAUAUAGAGUAUCAUUAUUAUAUUAUUAAAAAUACUGGACAGUGACUGUUCCCAAACGUGAAUUUCUGAUACGCCUUAUUAAACAGUUAUUUAAAAAAACAAAUGAUGAUAUUUUAAAUUUAAACCCAAAGUUGGGAUUUUAAGCCCUGACUUUGGGUUCAAUUUAUGGACAAAUUUUAAUAAAAGGUUUUCCCAUCACACACUUUUUUUUAUUUAUUUUUUUCUGUGUAUUUUUUUUAUUAACAAUGAGAUAUAACCCUCUUUUAUUGCACAGCAUGAAGGCCAUCUUGUUUAAAACUCGAUGGCGUAUGUAGACCUGUGUGUUUUCUGAUCCCAACGCUAGGCUAGGCGAUAGUCUUCUUUUAACCAUACGUUACCUGUACUUCCUUAAUGGAAAUCAAAUGGGGUGUAGGCUGCUUACUCACACAUUUCAUGGCCAUUCUUGGCUUGAUCCCCAAAAUUGUUUGCUUUCUGCAUUUGUUUGGCAUUCUGACAGCCCCCCGCCCACCCCCUCCUCCACCUUUUAGGAGUACUUGCUAUGUAAAGUAUGCAAUGUCAUUAUACAUUUAUGAAAAUUGGAUAUUCUGGUUGAACGCUGUACAGGAUGUUCAGAGGGCAAUCAGAUGAGGCUUGAAAAUGAUGAGUCACCUGGAUCAUAUAUCUCAAUACAGAAGGCUCUUCUCUGUGUUCUAUGGACCUCGUAGUUGUUGGUUCCAUGGCGUGGGAAUUUUUCUGUGCUUGCUCCGACUUCUAAUGGUCAGCCAGCUUCUUGACCUAAUUCUUUUUGGAUUCCACACACAUGUAUGCAUACAUGCCACAUCCUUGUGAUAACUUUAUAACUUAGGCCUAUCCAAGACAGUGACCUAUUAGCCAAGAUGCAGUGAGAUAAAUCCUUGCAGUGGUUGUGGUGCCUGGAGUACCCUGGAGCUCUCUAACCUUGUAGUGUUAUACUGUUUUCGAUUGGCUUUGACCCUGAAUCCCAUUCUCCAGUCUGCUGCCUUUCUUUCUUGGCACAGGCUAAUACAUGAGAUGGCAGUCAUAGACAGUGUCUGUUGACACUCAAGGUCCGUCACUAACCAUCGAUCGUGAGUAAAGGUACCUAUAUUCUUAACCUUAACUCGUGAUGUGCUGCCAAUGAUAAGCUGAGUGUGUCCGCUGAUGUGUUAGGCCUAUCACUUUCUGGCGCAUUUGAAAACACCAAAUAGUGUAACUAUGCCAGAGGAGUCCAGACAUACCUUUGCACAAUAUCAAAUACAAAAAUAAAUCAAUAAAAUAUAAAAAUCUGUCAACUUUAAAUGGAGGGUUAAAUUGGCACGUAGAUACAUUUCUUUAAAUUUUAGAUGUAGAUGCUUAGAUUAGUUAGUCGUGCUGGGUGAGUUUUUAAAUUUAAACUUCUUUAUUUUUUUUUGUUUUGUUUUUUCCGCAUAGAAAUCUGUUUUGCACACUGUGCUCGUUCAUUCCAUCUCUAUGCCCCAAUCUAUGGUGUUCCCUUUUCAUCUCAUUAAGUAGGUUGUGCAUGAUCAAAUGGAAUUACGUGACUUAAAGCUAAAUAUGAAUUCUACAGAUUCAACAUUACAGUUAAAUAGAUCUACUAUUUGCCUCUGUUAAUAUAUACUAUAUGCCUUAAGAAGGGUCUAGACACGUAACCCCACCUUAUGCCUUAAUUCUCCUAUUUAACAUAUUCCCAUGGGGGAUUUACGGGAAGGGAAUAGUUCUGACCUCCAGUGCAUGGAGUGCGCAUAGUUGUAUACCUCUCGUAUAAAUUGCAUAUCAUAUAAUUUAUAUGCAGUCACUUGUGAUUUAAAAUAGAGCUUGUUUAUUCUUUUCAUCGCAGUUCUUGCAUGUCUGAAAUCGACAUGUUUCUGCAGGGUAAUCCGAUAGUAGUUCUGUGCAUGCUUAUUGUGUGGUGAUUCUGUUUGUUUCGGUUUUCUAACCUUUUAAAAAGCUGACAGUCUGAGAUCUUAGCUAGUGUGAUUGCCGAAUGCCGUGCUUUGCGUUCCAGGACAUCUUGUCUUACUUGAAGGCAUCGAAGGCCCGAAAAACAGUUUGCUCCAGGCUUUAUUGAGCUAGAUUAUUCUGUCUGUCUUUGUGUGCAAUGUAAGUAGAAUUUUAAUUUGCAUACUCCGUAAUUUGAGCUGUAUUUUUUUUCUUCUGCAUGGACAGAGUUUGGCAUAUUAACUUACCACCUGUGUUUCCUUGGCAGUCUUUCCAAAACCGUAUAAUGUCAGGGUGGUCAAAGUUAAUGGCUACAAACCCUGGAUUUAGAAGGAAAUCCUUCCCUUUUUUUUUUUUUUUUUUGUUCGGUCUUCAAUGAUCAGUCAAGGUUUUAAGGUUGUUGUGUCUGUGUUUAAGCAAGAGCAAACCUUUUCUAGAAAAAUUGUAUGUCUGACAUUCAAGGACUUAAUAAAAUGCAAGAAUCUGCAAAUUGGGUUAGAUAUAAUUGUCGUUUGUUUUGUUUUUAAAGCCUCUGUACCUUUUUAGAUUCUUGAAAUUUAAAUUUGAUGCCUUUUGACAUCCUGUAAUCCCUUAUAAAUAUUGGAUAGUUCUAUUCACAGCUGCUAAAUAUGAAGCUUUAGUUUUUUGGUUUUUUUUUUUCAAGAUGUAUCAUUUUGCUGUUCUUUGUUUACUUGUAUUAUGCACAGUAAAGUGAUUGUGUGUAGCCUUGACACGUUGAUGACGAAGGCGGAAGAUGUUUUGUCUUGGUUUAUAGACUAUGGGGUCUACAGUAGAGUGGUGUUCAAAGUCAGCAUUUUUUUAGUGCGAUGGGAUUUUCAUCCCAGCAUAGAGCACAUUUACGGUAUAAUCAUUAAAUAGAGCUUGCAGACAAAUUUCGAUGGGAACUCCAAACUCAUUCAGUAUAACCAAAAAAAGUUAUUGUGGCGGAACCAACCUCGCCACUGGAGGAGCCUGGUUGCCCACCUCUUGCCGCUGGACUAUGGCCCUGCAUUAAAAACCUUUUUAUUUUCCCUAUGUGAGCAGUGUUACCCCAGAUAGCUAAGCCAUGGAGCCCAUUCGUAUACCGAAAGACUAUGGGAAAGACUAUGGCUCCAUGGCGAUUGAACUGUAUGUAUGUGAUCUGAGCGCCAUCCGGUAAUAAUGUGCUCUCAGAUCGGGAGUUUGAAGCAUUCCCCUGGUUCCAGUUCGGGAGAUUGGUGAAUUCAUGUGCUUGCAGUUCGGGAGAUUGGUGAUUGCAGUAGCUGUCUGUGCAUCUGAAAAGGGGAAUAUCGCCUAAACGGUUUUUAACCUCUUGUGUGCAAAGCGGUCCGUUACAGUUAUUAACUAAUGGCUGAAUAUGAAGGGAAACUACUCAACUUGGGCUCUGUAAAAAAUCCACCAACUUGAACCAAGUUGACUCAGCCGAGAUCCUCACACAUUUCCAUAAAUUAAUCUCAGUGGUAGGUUGUACCAAAUAUAUUAAUAUAAAUAAAAAAAAAAGACUAGUUCACUUAACUGCCACCAGGUCCACGAACAUUUAAGGGCAAGGGAAGAGUGGAACAAAAAGAUAAAUCAGGGAUUCCACUGGCCUCAUGAAGCCCACCUCAUUGCAUGUUAAGGUUUAUAUGAAGUGGCUAAGGAGCAUUCCCCAUUCUCAGGAAUUUGGAAUAUGGAGUUAUAAAUCCAACGUGGAUUGACAUGGAUUUCCUAAUAUACAUUUGGGUGUAUGCUUGCUGCCUUGUACAACUCUGAUUGUGUGAGCAUUGUAGGAUGCUUUUAAUAGUACUGUGCCGGAGAGGACUGCCAUAACUGCUUCUUUUUUUUCUCUUCUCUCCGGAGCUGUGGUAGAAGGGCACCUCCAGAAUGUAUUUACCUCCAACCGUUCACAGUUUAUAAAAUCAGAUUACUUGACACGCAUAUUAAACUUUUUCAUCAUUCUGCUUCUUAGCCCCACCUCUUCGGUCUCGAACACCUAAUCCAUUUCAAAACAAUUCUUGCUGGCUACAGUAACUAAUACAUGAAGCCUUGACUCCCUUUCUGUCAUUUACAACCUGCAGUGUUUCUUAGUGAGACAGUUGUAUGUGCCAUCAGGAAGUACAGCAAAUAUUUCUAUGGGUUGUUGUUUAGCUAAUAGCUUUCAUGAGUAGAAAGCUGAUAAUUAAUCUACAACUUGCAGAAACUGCUCUGUCCAUAAAACACUGCUGUUCUGGGAUUCUGCACUCUUGGAACAGGGCUCAAAUUUUAAGUCUAGUGCCAUUUGCUGGUGUAAAAGUUACUUGCCACUGCAAACCUCACAAAUCUAUUUUGUUUUUUAAAAUAUUUGUUGAAUAGUUUUUUUCAAAAAAAGGAAAACUGUGAUAUGGCGGCAAAGGUUUAGAAUGUCAGAAAAAUUACAAAUUACUGAUCUCUGUUACAAUGAUUGUCUGGUGGGCACCCACCUCCACCACCAUUGCUGAAUUUGAAGGUGGAAAACCGGCUAGUGGGCGGGUGGAAUUUUUUUUGUCAGUUUAUUGUGGAUGCAGCAAUUUCAAAUACACACUUUUUAAAAAAUGUAUUUAUUUGACUUCUUUUCAAACACAGUACCUGUACAAUACCUUAAAUCUGUUAAAGGUACACUGAGUUUACAAGUUUGUUCUAUCAUGUUUUGCUCACACUUGAAAAGACAAGCGAUUAUGAACAGUAGUUUAGAUGGCACAUGAUAUAUCAGAAGAUUCUGUAAUUUGCCGACAGGAAAUUUUGUAUGUAGCACAUUGUGCGUCAUGUAUUGCAUUAAAAGUUAAUUAGCCGGCUGGUGUGUGUACACAAUUUUGGUAUUAUUAAAUUGCACCCUAAAUUGGUUGACUUGAAAAUAAUAAAUUCCUGAAUAAAUUUUGAUAUUAUCUUGUUUGUGUACCCAAUUGUCAUUCUAGAUUUUUAGGAAAAGUCUUUGUUCUCAAUUUUUUUUUUAAUCAUUAACGGUAAAGGCUUUUUCCGUGAUCUCCGUUAAGAGAAUGUGUACGGACCAUGGUUCUUGUUUUUUCUAUCUGAGCACUAAGUGGAGAUAUAUGAUAGUUUCACUAAUAGAAAAGUAAGACAAAAAUCGAAAAGUGUGGCAACUAGCGUGCAUCAAUCUAUUCUAAAUCAACAGACAUUCCAAUAGUUUACAUUGUGAUUGCUCCACAAAUCUAGACGUCUGUCCACAUUCUAUUCCAGAUAUUUGAGUAUAUAUACUUUGCAAGUUGACAGCAUUAGUCUUUGUGAAGUCACAUUUUGUUUAUGAUGCCCAUUUUUUUCUUUUCCAGGGUACAGCCAACAGCAGACACAGUGCCGCAUUCAGAAGUGCACGACCGACUUUGUUUCUUUGACGUCACACUUGAAUUCUGGAAGCGAUGGCUUUGAUUCUGAAUUCUGUAAGGCCUUGCGGGCAUAUGCUGGUUGCACACACAGGACUUCCAAAGCUUGUCGUGGAAACCUAGUCUACCAUUCUGCUGUUUUGGGCAUUAGUGAUCUCAUGAGCCAGAGGAACUGUUCCAAGGAUGGUCCCACAUCUUCUACAAACCCUGAAUUUUCAAAUGAUGCUUGUAACUAUCACAGCAGGGUCACAGCAAGAGAGCUACAGGUGGGGGAUCAGACUCAACCAAAUUAUCUUUUUUGUGGCUUGUUUGGAGACCCACACUUGAGAACUUUUAAAGACCAUUUUCAAACAUGCAAAGUGGAAGGUGCUUGGCCUCUAAUAGACAACAACUAUUUGUCAGUGCAAGUGACAAAUGUACCAGUAGUUCCUGGAUCAAGUGCUACUGCUACAAACAAGGUAACCGUAAGUUCCACGUGCCUUAACAUGCAUUCACUUAGUGGGAGGCAGAAUUCAUACUAAGUCAACUGUAAGAGUGAAUUGUGGGUUACAAUUAGCAACUGCAAUUACACUGUGUACUCAGCUUUCUUUUCUACAUGAGACACAUAAAAGUAUAUUUGCUUUACAACAUAAUAAUAUGUUCUAGAAGUAGAUUGUAGAACAUUUCCACGAUUGCAGUUGACAUUUUAUCGCAAGUGCCGUCCUUUUAACUUUCUUGAUUACAACCCUGAUCUGGAGCAGACCAGCAUUUCAAAGUUUAUCAUAUAAAAGUUAAAUUUUCUUAAGUUGUGUUGAGUGUUAUGGUACAUCCUCAGACUGAAACGAAUUACAGCAGCCGAAUGUAAAUGCUUGUAAAACGUGGAAUAAAACUCAAUUACCUUCAGUAAAAAAAAAAAAAUGAGGAAAAACAUGUAAUAUAGAAAACAAACAAGUUGUAGAGUGACUUCCUCUACGGCCUUACCACGUGGUGCUGAUCAUUGUAGAUUGUCUUAAAUAAGUGAGAGUAUGGUGUUAGAAUAAUUUUCUCCCAACUCUGUUAAAUCUAUUUGAUUUAUGUAUGUGCAUUGUCAUUAUUUUCCCUGUGAGCUUGCUAUCUGAAUAUAAAAGUGCUUUACAUGAUAUAUUAUUAAUGGGACACUCCAUGCAACUACUUCACUACCCAGUGAGUGCAUGAUAAAUAAUGUACUUGACCUAAUAUGUGUCUGUUUUUUCCAGAGUGGUAGAUUUAAAAAAAAUAAAGUUUGUAUUCUGUGGUCUCGCAGUCUAGAGGGAAUAGAAAUGGCCAGUCUCUAAUUCGUUACCGGUGUUCUAUUUUUCACUGGUGUUGAAAGUUUCAUAUAAAUCUCUGCAUAACAGACCAUCCUAGAUACAGUAGUUACUUGAUCUGAUCUGGUCUUGUCCAUUAUUCAUUUGUUUUUUUUGUUUCUCUCCAAUGAGAGCCCCAGAUCCAUAUUGUUGCUUUCAUUUUGUUUACUAGCUUAUCUUUUUAAGGCCUCGAUUUAAUGUUUUUAGAUUAGCUUUUUAAAUUAUUCAGAGACUUUAUUGGUGAUUUUAUGUAGGUAAAUCAUUUGAAAAGGUUUUUUUUGUUUUAUUAUUUUCCUCUAUCAAGUUGUGUUCAUUUGAAAAGCAUAUUCAAAAAUAUUAAAUGACCACUAUGCUGCAAGGAAAACAUACUCGUCUAUAGGGUCCUCUGGGGCCCCCCUCCCACCGGGCUCUAGGGUGAGGAAGGGGUUAAUCCCUUACCUUUUUUUCCAGCGCCGGGCUCCCUCGGCGCUGGGGAGUCUCCUUCUCCUUUCCCGUCAUCGGCUGAAUGCACAUCUCAAUGCUUUCCUAUGGACGCUGGCGUCUUCUCGCUGUGAAAAUCACAGUGAGAACUGCGGAAGCACCUCUAGCGGCUGUCAAUGAGACAGCCACUAGAGGCUGGAUUAACCCUAUUGUAAACAUAGAAGUUUCUCUGCAGGGUUAAUCCUAGAUGAACCUGGCACCCAGACCACUUCAUUGAGCUGAAGUGGUCUGGGUGCCUAUAGUGGUCCUUUACAUAGAGCUCCCUCCCACCUUUCUGAUCGAGGUGAAACAGGCUCAGAUCCACUUCUGGUGACCUAAAUUCUAGAUAACUAUUUUUCUUUCUUUCUUUUUAUUUUUUUUUUAUCUUCAUUAACUUUGAAUUUUGUAAUAAUUUUUUUUUUUUUUUGCUGGUUUUGGGUGUUGUGUUGGGUGUUGUUUGUCUUCAAACUUUUAGGACACAGUCCAUAAAGAAUAUUUAUUUAUUACAACGGGGUCCGCUAAUAUUUUUAUAUUAGAUUAACUGAGAAUCGCACGAUUAGCACAGCACUACUAGAGUGGCAAGUUUACAAACCUGCCUAUGUCAAACAAAUGUGAUCUUUACAUCUUUAUUUUAGAACCUGUUCAUUUACUUUUAUUUAUAUAGCGUUUAAAUUGUAACUGGAAAAUCCAGCACGUUUGUGCAUCAUUCCCUGACAUGGUGGGAGGCAGUAGCAAAGAACAGCCUGUUAAUGACUGUUCCCCUGUGAGAGCCUUGUAGGGAGGAGAGGAAAAGAGCAGAACAGCCACUGCAAUGAAUACCGACUUUGUUGGUAUAUGUGUGAAUGCAGGUAUGUUUGUGUAUGUUGGUGACUGCGUUUUGUAAAGGUGUGAGUAAAUGUGUGUAUACAUAGACACAGUGCAGGUAUUUAAGGACCACAACCUACAAAAUAAAUUAUUAAAUAAGGACAAUAAGCUAAAAUGGCAAAUGUCUAGUUAUUUUGGGAAAUAUGUGUUGACCUUUUGAUUUAAAGAAACGACAUUCUAAAUAAAACUAUCCUACUUUAUUAUUAUUAUUUAACAUAAAAGAUUACAUGUAUAAUGGCCGCUUUUGUAUAUUAUAUUGUACUGCAUACAUAGAAGUAAAUGUCAAAACAUCACCUGAUUUAAUCUUGCCCUAUGGGGACGGCCAUGUUUAAAUCCUCUUUUUGGUUGUGAGUAUGUGAGGUGCUAGUAUGAUUCACUGACAUCAUCCCUAAUUGCUAACCAUGCACUCUGGGAUGGUUUCAAAAUGUGCACUUAGCAGAUAAGUUUUGUCCAAAGAGGGCUAAAAAUGUAUGUCCCCCACUGAAAAGGGUAUUCCAGGAGAUGCAUGAAAAUCAGUUAUUACCAAAUAAGAUUCAAGAAGGCAAUUUGUAUGUAAUUUAAAUUUCUUUUUUUUUUAAAUUUUUUUUUUUUUUUUAUAAAUUUGGAAAAUUUUCUUUUAACUUCAAAACCUAAACAAAAUUGCGUAUAAGACUUGAAUCUCUCGAAAUGUCCUGGACACUGCGGGAUAUUACACUUUGAACAGGUCAGGAGGACACUACAGUCUUCCAUAGCACGGUUAUAGUGUUUAAAGAGCCCCUCUUAGGGUUAACAUUGGACUUGGGGAGUGACUAUGGAGGUUGGAGAUUUUUGGUUAAAAAAUCAUUUCUAAAGGUAUACUCAGUUUCCCAAACCUCACACAAAAUCAGUUUUACAGAUCUAUCUCCAAUUAAAACAUGCAAAAGCUGCAGAUCUCUUGCCUGCAUCCUUUCUUCCCCAGCCCAGACUUUCUGUGGCUGUCCCAUGUGGCUCAAUGAGCAGUCUUUACAAGGCAGGUGCUGCCUCUUGAGUUUAGCUUCACCGAGCUAAGCAACCUUGAAGUAACAGGACUGAUUGUCUGACAGCCAGAGGUGUAACAAAGUUUUAUAAAAUGUAUUAUUUCUGCUGAAAUCUGCACUUUUUGUAAAAUUAAAAAGCAGACAUUCUCUUUGCUCUUCAGCAAGCUAAAGGGCUUUAGGAGUCUGCAGUGUCCCUUUUAAGGUUGUUUUUAGUAUCACAGUUAAGGAACACUCUAGAUGCACUUCAUCUCGAUGCUAGUGGUCUGCGCCUAGUGUCCCAGUUCUCUUAACAUUCUAAUAGAAACUGCAAUGUUAUCAUUGUAGGCCCAGGUUAAGUCAACCUCUAGUGGACCAGACAAAGUAUAAGUCUACAAUAGGCCCUUCUGCAGCACUGACCAAGUAACACUCUGUCACAGAGGCAGAGAGGUGAGCACCAAUGUGGGGGGGGGGGAGAGCGUCUGCUGAGAAUGGCCACAGAUCUAGUUCUAUAUUUUCAAGCAUCUGUGAGCUAAAAUCUGUUCACAUGGCUGCCAUCACGGCAGGGCCCACAUUGCUCUGGCAAACCUGGGCCCGGGGAGAUAUGGCAGUGUUGGGGCAUGGGCCCUUCAGUCCCAAUAUACACAUUUUAUAUAGCGAUUAUUGUUUUGUGUGUGUGUGUGUGUGUGUGCACGCGCACCCCUGUGGGUCCUCUAAAGCCUGAGUGCAGAGGGGGCCCAGCCAAUUUCAUCUUCGAUUUCCAGCUGCCCCUUUUUCCAACGCCCCUCAGCCGUCAGAACGGUGCCAGGUUUAUCAUGCCAACGCUCGGAGUGGCACACAUGCCAGGAUCGUGAGCAAUGGAGAGAGGAGCAGCUGAAAAGUGAACAUGGCGUUGGCUGGGCCCUCGCUGCAGUAUUCAGCGCCUGACAGCCUGCACAAUGCCUCUGAAAAUAAAAUUGUAUUUAUCGUAUUUAUUAAAUAAAUUUAUAAAAUAUAAGCUGUUUUGUUGCCCUUGAAUGCAGCCCCUAUUUUACACAACAUAUUUACACAUACAGACACACACAUACAUACAGACAGACAGAAAGACACAUAUAUAUAUACACACACACAUACAUACAGAGACAGACACAUACACACACACACACAUACAAAAGGUUUCCUGUUUCCUACCUUUUGCAGGAGGGUGACUUUCUCUGGGGUCCAGUGGGGGCUAAGCCUGAUGGGAGUUCCCACUCUGACUCCCUCCUUCCUUCAGCGCGGCUCUCUGAUAGCUGGGAGGAGUGUCGGGAAGUCACUUCCUCCCAGCUCUGUCUGAUGUCAUUACAGGGGGUCCGGUCGCGCUGUUAAAGCGCCCAGCACUGACCGGGUCGCCUGGAAAUCCAUCUCCAUCGGGUGGCCCUAAUAGCAUGGGCCACCCAAUAGACCCCUUUGAAUGGCGGCCACGGCGGCUUGCCGCCUGGGCCGCAACACAUGGCGGCUUGUACCCAGUCGCAGGGGUCCGCAGGGCGGCCGGGUCCCCUGGAGUACGCCACUGACUACAUCCGCAACAGUUUCAAACGCUCUGCAUUCACUAUAUGCACACUGCAUCCACUGUACACACUGCAUUUAUUACACACAAACACUACACCCACUGAAUCCAAUAAAAAAACAACCACUAUAAGCACACCGCACUCAUUACACACACCGCAUUCAGUCCACACACUGCAUUCUUGUGGCCGGACUCAGAAUGGGCCCUCUGGGCAGAAUCGGGGCCAGGCCCAGAGGGCCCAGACCUUGAGCUGUGUAAGGGACCCCAAAAUUUCUGAUGGUAGCCCUGACUGUUCUACAUAGCUUGUUUAAAUAAAAAUAAUCCAUGUGUAAUGGCUAUACCCUUCAUCCCUGCAAUCUGUGCUAGAACAGCUCAGCAACAUAUAGCAGAUUUGUGCAGGAAUGAAAGGGUUACUAACACUCCACGCUAGCUAAUAACAUGCAUUUUAUGAAAGUCUCUCUCUGCACGGAAUGAAUACUGCAUUCAUUCUUUAUGGGCAGCCAGCCCUUGCAAGGUGUGUGUUGUAUGUAAACUGUGGGGCAUCUGUCAGCCUUGACUUACUUGUGCAUUGUGUUUAGCAAACCGGAAUGCUGUUACAAUAUGUUCUUUAUUACAGAUUUCAGUUCCCUGGCAUCUGUGCAUUUUAUUGUAUUCUGUGACAAUAAAGCAAAGACAAAUUUAAAGAGAAAUCAUAGAGACCCAAAAUUGUACAACGCACUAUAUAGCCUAAAGCAGGGGUGCCCAAAAGCUAGAACUAAAACUCCCACAGUGCUUUGUCAUUCUAAAGGCAUGCAAAGCAUCGUGGGAGUUGUAGUUUAAAACAUCUGGGGAUCUACCUUUUGGACAUCGCUGGUCUAACGUAGGUAGAAACCAGACCAUCACCAUGAUGUGACCUGGGGGAGAAUUAACUGAAAAAUGUUACGUUUUAAGCCCAGAGCUGUAAAAGGUAGCUGACUUGGAGUUUUCUGCUUUUGUAACUUAAAAUAUGCAGUUCUCUUUUCAGUUCUCUGAAAAUUCAUUUAAGUGGAAAAACCCAAGUUCUGUAGCCCUGGUUCUUCAAAAUUAGCAUGACGACGAGGGGACAUUUUUCUCUAGAAAAAAAGGAGAAAAAAAACAGUCUAAACAGAUUUGAAUAGGGAUACCAGUGAAUGGUAUAAUUUGGGUAUCGUUGUACUGCAUGAAAUUUUGCGCUUGAUUUAAUAUUGUUCUUUAAGCUUUUAACAUGUUUAAUAUUUAUUUGAACAAUUUGAAAAAAAUAUUUUCAAAAUUAAUCCAAAAAUAUUUAAUGAGUGUCAACCAUUUAUAAUGUGAUUUUUGUUUUUUGGUUUUUUUGUGUGUGCCGUAAGCCAAAAAGGAUUCUGAAAGAUUUUUGCACAGAUUAUUACGGAUAUGACAAUGUAUACUGGAAGUGAAAUCAUUAGCUGCUCUUUCAUUGUAAACGUCUUAAAAUAAGUUUUAUGAAUGACAAUAAAAGACAGUGUUUGCACUAGCUUAAAGGGACUUUUUAGAAGAUAAUGGAAAGCGAUCGCUUUAUGUGUUCUCUCAAGUAUGAGGUGCUCCGUGUCCAUUUUUAGUGUGGAUUUGAAAACGUGUUUUAUUGAGAAGACUGACAAGAACCUUUUGAGAAUGGUGAUGUUUAGAGUCUUUAGAGCAGAGGUCUUCAAACCAAAGGUCCAGGUUUUGUCAGUAUCCCCCAUUGGAACAAAACAAGGAAAUACCUAAAUCCUGGACUGGAUUACGAACCACUGCUCCAGAUACUUCCAUAGAGGUUUUUACAGAAUCUUGCUAAAGUAAGGUGCCAGCAGUGAGACAGUUUGUAUUUUACAAAAAAGUCUCAUCAUCCACAUACAUUCUCAAUGAUAGGAGCUGACAUCAUUGAAACGUGUUUUCAGAUCAAUGUUUUGCAGGACGUUUCUUCCGGUCACAAUAAAUCACAAGCACUCCCAUUGCUGGCUGAUGAGUCAUUGAGAAGCUGAUAAAGCUAAUAUAGAAGUCGUUUGGCAUAGAACCUCUCACAGGCUUCACGUUUGUGGUGCAGUGUGCAUUAUUUCUGGAUUGCUGAGUGUUUGAUCACUAAAUUGCAAUUGUAUCAUUCACCAUUCUGACAUUUAAAGUAUGUCAUGGUGUGAUAGGAAAUAGAUGUUCCAGAUGUAUGUCGUUUAUUGAUUUAUUUAUUUUUCCAUCCCUCUUUGAAUCUCUGACUCUCCAGGGAGCAUCCAGGCUUGGAUGAUCUCAUUCCCUGUCUUAAAAUAUUUGUUUCAGGUGUGCGUUGAAAUGUAGCAAGGUCCUUAGAACUGAAGUUUGGUCAUUGCUGGAGCAUGACCAGAGGCCAUAGCCUUCCGAUCCCCAGGCAUCUGUGGGAAUCGAUAACCUUUCCACAUAGACCUCCCAGUAGGUUUAGAUGAUAACCUCCCGAGAGCCCUAAAGUAAAGUCUAAAAACAAUGUUCUUUUCUCAUUUUUGAAAGCAGUGACAUCAUCCCUGUUGUCUGAUUAAACAUGUUCCUUAGUGGCAGACUGACAACAGCAGGUAGUACAGUAGUUAUCAUUCCUUGAUCUAGUUACAUAAAUCUGCACCGUCACAUUAAUGUCUAUGCAUAUUUUGUAAAGACCCCCAAAGGCAACAUUCUUGCUUUUGUAUAACAGGUUACGAGUGAACUUAAAGGUGUGUAUACUGUAUGUAGUUCCCCAAAGCUCUGUCAUAGUUAUACAGUAGUCUAGGUUGAAAAAUGGCUAAAGUCAAUAAAGUUCAUGGAUAACGCAAUCUUCUUUCUUCUGCUCAUGGUGCUCUCUGCCAGGUUCCCAAAUCUCAGCAGUGUAUGCACGAGUACGACACAGGUCUAUGGGUAAUACUACUGGAUCCUCCAUAGACCAACUUUUGUGAAGUGCAAGAAGAACCAUUUUCUCUCCAGCCAUUGAUGGCAACAACUUGACGGAGAAAGCUACGCCUUUUUCUUGACUUGGGCAUUUCUCAUGAGACAAUACUGAUACUUUGUCUUACGAUAACUUUUGAUUGAGUAGGAGUUUCAGUAUGAGUGUUUUAUAAAGAUUUUAAUCUUCCUGAAGUACUCAGAUAGUGACAUGAAGUGACAGUGACUGCUUGAACAAGGCAUUUACCAGUACAACAAAAACUAGGCCUUACCAAAUAGCUUCUUUUAUUGAGCUUAGCACUCGUAGUAAUUUAUUAGUCAAAUACCAAAUUGUUGUUCAGUUGGCAGCCAACCACACGUUAAAAUUCCUCAGUGAUGUGUUAUUUCAAAAUGCCUUUUCGUAAACGUUUACUGUGUGCAGUUUAACUAUUUAUCACACUUUUCUGUAUUGGCUUUUGGUUCUUUAGGUGCAAAUUUGAAUGAGUGUUGGCACUAUAUACAUUCCCCCCCCCCCACCUCCCUCCAUACAUUGUUAAUUUUUAACUUCCUAGUACAUGCCCCAUCAAGUGCACACAAUCAUAUGUUUGAUGUUGCGCAUUAGAUAGAUGACUGCACGUCCAGUUGGUUCUUGAGAUAAAUUUACUGUGAACAAUCAUUGAGGAAGUUUGCCCCAGUAGAUCUGUUUGUGGAAGCUUUUUAUAACCUUGCCUUUGUACUUUUAUUACUGCUGAAUGCAGAGGGCUCUAGCUAGAUUCAAAUUAGAAUAGAGUUUUAUCUGUGUGUCUGCAUGGAACCUAGAGAAGUCCUAUGUGAGCUAAACAACCACUAGGAAAACCUGAGAGGUGGGGAUUCUAGAGCUAUAAAAGGCAGCGUACACAAAGAUUCCAAAUGUCGGUUUCAGUGAUCUUGUCCGCCACAAUGGUCCUGUCCGCCACAAAGCAUUAAAGCGGAUUUUUCAGUUGUCAUGCAUAUUUUGCAAGACCCCCAAAGUUGACUUCUCUGCUUAGGGUACAGUGGCCAUGUCAUGACAGUGGAUGGCCGUUCUACUUGUCUGAAGCAGUCCCUCUCAGCCACUGCCAUCUUCUUCCCGAAGACCUUCUUCAUUGCUUCAUCUACCAGGAGCCACGUCAGAGAUCGUGGGAGCCUCUACAGAUUAUGUCUCGCGAUGAGCGAGACUAUAUCGGAUUCCCGCAGCCGUCACAUGUAAUACCUACUAGGAUCUGAAUAAAAUUCAACUGCGAAGCUUUUGCCCAUAACACAAAGUAAUUCCUGCAUUGUUUGAUGAGAUCUUUGGAUUACACUGGUAUUUAAAUGAAACACUGUCAAUUUGAGUAUCGAAGUUUUAUUUAUUUAUAAAAAAUGCUCAGAAGUGACAGAGAAACUUUAACAUUGUCUCUCUAUUUUUGUAGUAGAAAAAGUACCAGCAAACAUAUAGAUAUAAUUGAUUUUCUUAGCUCCAAUCAAAGCCUGGAUCUUUAAACCUGCAGGUGUUUUAUUUUUGGGUGGAAUUUCCGCAAACAGCAACUUCGUCGUUUUGGGGUGUGUGUAUGUUUGUGUGAGGUGUGGUUGUUUUUUUAUUUUUUUUAUAUAUAUACUUCGCCACAUGACUUAUAUUCAUUCUUACUGAUAUCAUGUUGAAUUGGCAAGGAUGUAUGCUUUGUUUCAUGACACAUGGGUUCUAGAUUCGGAAAGAAUAUUCUAUGCAACAAACAGAGUUUUAUACCUUUGGGCAUGCCAAAACCGUUUGUUUAUUAAGAUAUUUUUAAUGCCGAACAAACAGACUAAAUUUACUGUUUUUGAGAACAAUUAAAAAUUAUUGUUCUGUGUUUUUUUUUAUUUUUUUUAGAUAUACUUGCAUUCUGUAAAGAAGGCUGAUUGCAUUAUGUAAAUGUGGAAUUUAGAAAUGGGAACAGAUGUGGUCCUUAAUGGAUCUUAUUAUGGGAAAUGGUCUUUUUCAGUCCUCUUGGGAUAAACAGAUCUUCGACGUUACAACUGGUUUUCUAACCCCCAUUUUUAAGUGUAAGAAAUUGCAGGAAGAAAAGCAUUCUUUAAAAUUUGUAGAUUGCUUAUCCAGUGCUGUAAUAUUUACCAGAUGGAACAGAUAUAUGUCCGGACUGUUAAGGGGGCUUAGUCAUCCAACUGUUGAAUAUUAGUAUUUAGGUUUAAGCAUGGCCUUAUCUUACAUUUCACAAAUCUUCCAAUUUGUAAUACCUAUGAUAAACAGACCAGUGUAUUUGGGUAUAGGUAAGCCUUGGGGUUGUGGCUUAUAAAACAUAUCAGCCUUCCUUAGAGUUAAUUAAAAAAAAAAAAAGAAUCUUCUAAUUUCUUGUGCCAUGUCCUUGUUCUCCUCAUCUUAUAGUCCUUCUACUUCAUCCAGCAACAGCUGCCAUUGUACCAUCUUUAUGGGUGAUGCUGUCAGUGAUUCCUGCUAAUCAGUUUGUUAGGUUGACCCUGCUGCGUAUGUCAAAGAAAAAUACAACUUCCCCCAGUGGCAUAGCUUGGGGGGCUCGGAGGGGGUGAAAAGUGCAGCCACAAUGCUUACUAAAUUAGGUGCCCGCAGCCAUUUAAUACUGCACCGGACAGUUCAGGUCACUUCCACCCCGCAAAUAGGGUACUGCAUGGGUAAGAGGAGAGGAACUGAAGAAGCUUGGAGUCUAAUUCCCAUCAGCCUCAUUCAUCCAGCUCCCACUGGACCCCAGGGAAGCCACCAUUUUGCAUCUAAAAAGUAAUUAAACAGGAGGGUAGCUACAAUAUGUAAAUGGUUAUUUACUGUGUGUGUGUACCUGGGUCUGUGUGUACAUUAAGUUCUGCAUAACUGGUGUGUGUGUGCGUGCGGUAGGGUGUCUGUGUGAUUUUGAGUGUGUGUGAGUGUGUGUGUGUGUGGGGCAAUGUAUAUAUAUCAGCAUUCCAACGCUAACAUUGCACACUAAUACACCCCUGCAUUUCAACACUAGCACUGCAUAUAAAUGCACAUGCCGUAGUCUGUGUGGAGGGAGCGGGAAUAUGAAUCGUGCCAUAUCCCUGCGCCUGGGGGCACUUCUUGGUGAGACCUGGCUGAGAGAGGUGGCAAAUUCAGGGGCCGCCCCGGGCGGCAAAAUGCCACUGACUGCCCCUAUGACUCUUGAUAUACUGACGUCUAUGCCGGAAUAUGAACAAACUGACUUCAGUGUUACUCUAUUCUUUUGACAGCCAACCCCCAGAUCUUAUUUUCACUUACAAGUGAAGCCCUGGCAUACUAUUAAAUUUGGCUGCAGGAGCCUCCAUACACAGUAUGUUUUCCCUCACAGUUGUCACUAGUGUGGGGGAAUUGACAAAACGUGACAGAGGUAGCUCUGCAUUUUGUCAAGCAGAGGAAAAAUACACACGACAAAGAAUUCCCUUCUUUUUAUUGUGAUAUCUAUUGACUGCAUUAAAAUUUCAGUGAAAUUCCAACACAGUCCUUAUGGGGGGAUGUUGACAGAGCAGCUUUAACAGUCAACGUUUUGCUGUCAAGGUUUGCAUAUGCAAAAAUUAAACACUGUUUUACGCCAGCCCGGGCAAUGCUCUGUAACGUGUGAGUCCUAAUUAAUAUAAAACGGCCAGCAGCCCUCACAACAUGUGAGUUUGAAAGAUACACGUCAAAUCCAAAGAAAGAUUGCAGAGCUCUGAGCCAAGUAUUAACAGAUCAUUUCAGAAACUUUCCAAUCUUAUAAAUAUCAUUUUUUCUUUCACCUUUACCACACAUCUUUAGGCAUGAGUUAUGGAAAAUGGACCUAAAACUGCCCCAGCAGGUUAUAGAGCAGGGAGGAAAUUGGCCAGGACACUUUUUAGCAGCAGUAAGGACAAGCAAUAAAAAGCUCAUGCAAUCCAAAAAAAAAACAUAAAUGUAUUCACACAAUCACAAUCUGGAUGGAUAGUGAUUAAAGAUGUGCAUAAAGUUAUUGUGAAGAGAAAGUUGAUUUGGUAAUGGACAAACCAGAUUACCCUAUUAAUUCCUUUCCUGUCAUUCUAAUCUAUUUGAGUAGGGAUUUAUUUAGUAAAACCAUGAAACUCUAAUCCAUGUCUUUUAACCUGAAUGGACGUUCUAAUUAUUAAUCUGCAUAUGGUCAUCUGGAGAUCUACCAUGCUGCUUCAUUUGGUUCUGUUUUGAUGUCUGGAGUUGCUGAGGUCGUUUUCUUUGACUCUCCAAGAUUCAUGUUUGCGUUUCCAUGAUAGCAGGAAGCAAUUUUAUUAAACUUUUUCUUGUGUGGGCGUGUACACCGUGCACAAAUGAAUUACUACUUCAAUAUGCAGACCUACACAACAAACAUAUUUUCUUAAUUUUACCAGUGGAGUUUUGUUGUUGUUUGUUUUUAUAGUCUGCUAGGGGUGAAUUCGGUAUUGCCAGACUGGUCCAUGGCCAACUAAACCUGGGUGAAUCUAUUGGAUAAAUUCAGUAUUUGCAUAGUAGCCUUAAUUAUUUCUUGUGUCAUUUAUGCAUUUACUACAGGGUGGUUUUAUAGGAACACUCUAGUGCCCCUUUGCCCCGCCACAGCAAUAAAGCGGAUAAAAAAAAAAAUUCCUUUACCUUACUCCAGCUCCGAGGGACUACCUCUGACGUCAUCGCGAGGGGAAGCUUAAUGUGCAUACGCUGCAAAAACUGCACACGCAUUAGGCCUUCCCCUUAGGAAAGUAUUGACGCAAUGCGUUCCUAUUGGGAUUUUGAAAAUGUUGAGCGUCCUCAAGCAAAGCGUGAAAAUGUCCGGCAUUGUUACACUGAGUUAAACUCCACGAAACAGCAGAAAGCUCUGCUGGUGACUGUCUGGCAGACAGCCUCUAGAGGCAAUAUUGACAUUACAAUGAAAAAUUGCAUUUUCUCUAAAACUGCAAUUUUCUCUACAAUAGAAAAAUACACUUAGAGCUCCUUGAAUACUUGGCAGUAUCCAAAUGGUUGCUGUGGAAAUCUAAGCUCAGAAUGUUUGUGGUGAUCGAGAGUAGCCAUCAGGUUAGGUAAGGACACAUUGGGAUACGAAUCCGCAAUGAUUGCAGGUAGCUGCAGCAUUUUACCUGUCAUUCUUGGGCUUAGUAUACUGGUUCAAAAUCCUCGUGAGUAUACGCUGCAGGGAGUACUAUAAUUAUUUCAUUUGUGUAAUGGUUCAUUUAUAUUGCAUGUUACGUUUUUAGGGUUAAGAUAUAUUGACCAGGAUUAUUGCUUAAAUUAUUGCUUAAUUUUGAGAACGUUUACUUUAACAGUUGUACUGCAGGACAGGAAUUGUUUAGACUAGGGCUGACCAAAUAGGAAACUGAUGUACAACUAGAUCCUCCAUGAUGCCCUUGGUUCAUUUUGCCACUCCAGCGUUUUUAUUCUAAUUUAAGUUUUUUAUAUUUAACUCUGUUAAUUUGUAGAUAUUCUGAGUGAGUUAUCAGAAAGAAAACAUUGAGAUUAUGCUAGUUUUCAAGAAUGGCUUUGAAAAUGUGUUUUGAUUGUGCUUAAAAAAUAAAAUGCCUAUAUUCUUACAUGGGGAAAAAUCUUUUACAUAAUCUUUUGUUUGUACAAAUUUAUGAUCCCCCUUCAGUUUUUGUUGUUCUCACAGGUAAUGAGAAACCAGAUUUGAAUUAUUUAAAAAUCAAUGAAUGAAAAAACAUGUUCGGGAAAGAUGCUUUUAAUAAGCACUAAUGCUUCUACCACUGUGUGCCAAAGACGUGAACUGUUUACUUAUUUGUUUUUCCUUGGGAAGAAAAGUAUAUAAUAUAGUGUGAGUGUGUGUGUAUAUAUAUGUUUGUGUAAGUGUGUGUGGGCAUAUAACACACACACACACACACACACACACGCACUAUAAGAUUGAAAACGGCUAUUUAAUAAUGUGUGCCCAAGAUCUAAGUGCAGCAAUUUGUCAGUAAUGAAUGGUAAUGGCAAUUUGCAAACCUGGCAAAUUGAGGAUGUGGCAGGGAAUUGCUUAGAAACCAGUAGUUGGCAGGAAACCUUUUGGAAGGCAUUUGGAAGCAUUGUUAAUAUUGUUUGUGUGUCUCAGGUCAUAGCUACAGAAGUGGCAAUGCGUGUUUGUAAUUACAGUGCUGUAAACAUUAAUUCCCUCCCCCCCAUAUACACUUACCUCUUAGUAUUUAAAACAGGAAUUCACAGUCUGAGAGCCCAUAGCACCUGAAUAAUAUUUUACAUUGGUAUGUACGCCAUACAUUGCUACGGGAUACUGGCCGUAAAAAGUAAACAUGGAUUUUUUAAUGUAACACAGUUUGAAGUUUUGCUACUUUUUAAACAGACAGACCAUAUUCUGUGCACAGAUCUUUGUCACCAUAAUAUUUUCUUCAAAGUGCAAUACAUUUGUUUACAAAUUGUUCCGUGUAAAUAAGAUACUUUGGUAUGGUGUGAAUUAAAUUCUCAUUUACAUAAAUGGUGAAAAGAAUGCUCCAAGCACUAUAACUACUACAGCACGAUAUAGUGUCAGGAGUGUCCUGGUGCCCUCCCACAUUAAGUGGUCAAACGGUUUUUAAAAACAAUUUCACAGCUUACGUGGCUCCCCUGGGUACCCAUGGUUUUUAUCCAGCGUCUGUCUGCACUCAGCCAUGCGUGGCCCAGUACAGCCUAUCAGAGUGACCCUGCUUAUUUCAGUAGAACUAAUUGGAUUCUCUAUAAACGGGGCUUUGUCUGUUGUCACUCCGAUAAGCUGUCAAAACAUUCUAUAACUGUUUUUACUACUUAAUCUGGGAAGGUGCAGGGCAAUCCAGUCACGGUGACCACUACAGGCUGCAGCUGUUAACUGUAGUGGCUAUGGUGCUUGGAGUAUUAAUUUAACUGUGAGUCACUUGACUAUUGUGAAGUCCUCAAUAGCCCCACCCACUUGUCACACCUUUGGCGACUUCCCUUUUUUGUUUGUUUUAUGUGUUUGUUUCUGUUGUGUGUGUGUGUGUGUGUGUGUUUUCUUCCCAUCAUGUAGUUGGGUGGGACUUAAACCCUUGAUUAAAUAAGAGUGGGAGCAAAUGAGCUUCACAAACUUCUGGGAAGCACUUUUAAGUUGUGCCUGAAAAGAAUUAAGAAUAAAUAAAAACAAUCUCUCUGCAUUCCUGGAGAAUUCUAAAUCCAUUUAUGGUCCCUGGACUAGCGUGGGUUAAAGUGUGAAGACGUAAUCCUGCUUUGCAUCUCAAUGUCUUUGUUAGUGAGCAUUUAAUUCCCUGUUUAUAGAUUUCUGUUUAAACUAUUUACACAUCAUAUAGAUUCAGACACAGAAAACACCACAAAUGGGAAGAUUAACAUUUAUGAGUCAGUUCUGUCAAACAGACAAAUUGCUCAGCUUUGGAAGAAACGUUGAAUCCCUAAUUUAGUGUGUUAAUGUUAUGAUUGUGGGUUGCCUAAGGUACCGAUUAAACAGUGAAACCUGUCAUUUGUCUCUCAUUAUAGUUAAGUUCCGCCUCACAGGUGUUGAAUAAACUUGUCUGAAAUGUUGUCUUUCCAGUCUACGAUGGUAUGAAGAAAUCUUUAAAAAGCCUAUAGGCUGAUUUUGCACUUUUUUUUUUUUGCUUAGUAAUCUAUCUUUCAAGACAAGUGGCCAACAAAGUGUCUGGUUUCAAGAACCUUGCUUUAAAUGCAAUGAUGGAGAUUAUUCUCCAAAUCUGUGGUUCUUCUCUUCUCUUCUUUUUUUUAAACAUUAGUUUGAAAACCUAUUCUUCAACUGUGAAAAUAGGCUUGUGGACUUUUUUUUUCUUAAAUUUUAGUUUAAUAAAUGCAAUAAAAUAUAUUUUUAAAAUAUCUUUAUUCGAAUCUUAAAGCGUCCAAUUGUAAAACUAUCUUGAUUGUGUUCUCUCUUGUUUCUGUGGCUUUUUAUUUAACAUUCAGAGUCUUUGGAAAAUUCUCUGUUCUACGCUAAUAAAACCUUAGAUAUAUUCAGAUUGCAUUAUUGACAAUUUCCCUUUCCUUCUCUCUCCUAGAUAACAAUAAUAUUCAAAUCUUACCAAGACUGCACGGAGCAGAAGGUGUAUCAAGCUGUGACAGAUGACUUACCAUCAGCUUUUGUGGAUGGCACUACUAGCGGUGGGGAUAGUGAAAUGAAGACCUUAAGGAUUAUCGAGAAAGUCGGUGGAAAGCACGUCGUAAUGCAUGCCAAAUACAUUGGGACCACAGUGAUCGUACGUCAGCUUGGAAACUACCUAACGCUUGCAAUUCGUAUGCCAGAGGACUUGGCGAUGGACUACGAGGAAAGCCAAGACUUACAGUUGUGUAUGAAUGGUUGUCCAUCUAGUGAACGCAUUGAUGAGGGUGGACACCUUCGGCUCCCAUUAGUGGUGAACAGCCCACCCAGUAAUUCUAAUCAAGCUCGCUCAGUGUACACACUGGAGAGUGCCACUGCAACGUGUCUUGAGAAAAUACAACACAAGCACAUCUACUUUAACUCGUGUGUUUUUGACUUGCUCACUACCGGAGAUGUGAACUUUACAGCUGCUGCUCAGAGCGCGUGGGAAGAUGUUGAAACCCUACACCCCAGAAAGGAACGCUGGCAAAUCUUCCCAAACAGUGGAAAUGGGAGCAAGACAUCCGCUUUGCCAGCUGUUGUCCUUGGGCUUGUCUGCCUGUUCUUUGUUGCAUUUUUGUAGGAGUGUAUUAUAAAGUGUAAAAUAUAUAUUGUUAUAAUAUAUUGAGCAAAGAUAAGAGCAUAUAUGUAUAUACCGUGUAUAUGAAGGGAUGCUUGUCUUGGGAUACCCAUGAGAUUUGUAUAUAUUGUGUUUUAUGGUUUAUUUUUGUUUACUUGCAUUGGAUGUAGUAUUACAUUUAUUUUUUAUUCUUUUUUUUUUUCAUUUUAUUUUUUCUUCCUUAUGUUUUACAUGUUCCUUUUAUUGGAAUCUAUUAGAAAGCACUUUAUUUUUUAUCAAAUAUUUAUGUGUCAAUACCGCGGUACGGAAUUGUGAAAGAAAAAAUUAUAUAUGUUGGCGUGUGUUUAUUUAUGUAUAUAAUAUAUCGUUAUAUACACACACCCCAACAUAUUGCUACACACAAACCUUUCUAAGUGUUUACUUUUUUUUUUUUCUUUCUUUUGGGACUUUUCUUUUUCCACUUGACAUUGUGAAAAUCAUUACAGGUUAUGCAAGAAUCUUUUAUUUUUUUGGUGUUUUAAAAUAUUACUUAUUCUUCAGAACUGUGAAUGGAUAGACAUUUCUGCAGUAGCGCUAUCUAGCAUCAUGUAGAAAAAAAAAAAAAAAAAGUAAUUCUAAAAUCCAGGCAAUUCUCUCUGGUAAUGUCAUUUUAAAUCCACAGAUUUAUUUAUGAAACCAGGAAGUGAGAAAAAAAUAAAAUAAAAAAAAUGUCAACUCCUGGCCAAAUAUCCAAACUGCAAUGGUCUCCAAUGGGUUAUUCACGAAACCAGAAUUAUCCAUAAAUAUACAAUUGCAGAUUUCAUAACUAAACUAGACAAAUCUCACAAUGUGUAAUUUUUAGGCUUGAAAUUUGAAAUUCCCUUUUGAUUUCUACUUGGUGAUUGUUUUAGUGACUAACUCACCAUGUCACUCGCAAGGUUGGCAAAAUUAAAUGGUCUUAUCCACCUGUUUAAUUUGCAACCCAAAAGCUAACUGACAAAUUAUCCCAUAACUAAUUAAAGGAAACCCAUCUGUAAUUUGUGAACCAUGGGCACCGAUUUUGGAAUGAACAAACCUGAUUAGAGUGCAGUCAUUUUACCAAACUAUGAGAUGAUCCUCUUACAAGGGAUAAACGUACUCUGAUACACUUCUCCACUCAAGUUUAAAUUGUUGCAACAUCAAAUUUAGUCCAAAUUGGAAAAACUGACCAAGUCAUUUUUUAUUUCAUUUUUUUUCAUUAUUAUGGCCUUUUUACCUAAACUUUUUAAAUUCACUUCGUAUUUUUGACCAGUCACACUUCAGCGAAUGAUCCUAUGAAAACAAAUGAUGUAAUUACUACAAAUAUGCUUCUCUCUUACAAUAAAAUCUAGCCCCACAAUAGUUCUAAAACCUUGGUUGCUGUAGUGAAUAGAGCAACCAAAGAAUGAUUCAUGGUAUAGAUAAUUAGUAGCAUAAUGAGAUUUAAUUUUUUAAAUAUAAAUCUAGUGCUAACAGAAAAAUUCUAAAAAUGAAGCGUUCGACACGGAAGCUAAUAGAAUGUUAUUGAAAAUUCUGCUGGUGUCUAAAGUGGCUGCUUCACUUUCACAACCCGGCCUGAUUUUUCUUUUAGCACCGUGUUAAGGUGUUUAUCUAAGUAAACCGUAAAAAAAAAAUGUAAAAAUUGUCCAAGAAUGGUUAGAACAAGGGUGUCCAGUCGUGGCUCUCAACUGGUGCUGGGCUGAAUUUUACAAACUUUAGUCCAGAGACAGCUGUAGAACAGUGACACCCCUGGUUUUAGAAGCACAAAUGUGCCUAUGAAAUAUUAACCCUUUGAACGGCACUGGUGUGUGUUAUGCAUUAAGUUGCUAUCCAGUAUGUUCCUAUCUGUAGCUGUCACAGGGUUAAUAUUUGAGUUAUAUGUUGGGGGGUUGAGGGCGGGGGGGGUUAGAUUAGCACUUCUCAGUUUUUCACUCUCUGCCCAGCUCGGGGAAUUGAGAAAACGUUAUUUGCACAUGUUCUCGAAGCCUGCGGUGGCUAAGAGAGCUUUAGAUAAUGCCAAACAUAUGGAUAUUUAGAAACUGGUGAACUAUCUCCAGAGAGUGUUAAAACUUUCAUGGAAUAUGCUCAAAAUGGCUGACUUUUCAUGCUUGGAAAAACCCACAAUGUGUCUUUUUUGCAGAAACUUUUAGAUGUGGUUCAUAGAUAUGCCAAUAAGUAUCUGUUUGUGUAAGAGUGACUGUGCAUUGUGUAAAUAGUUUAACUUAUUAUGCUACAAAAAUAAAUUUGAAUACCCGACGGUAACAAGUCUCGAG